Molecule: messenger RNA, 45776 nt
Organism: Pelobates cultripes (western spadefoot toad)
Lineage: Eukaryota; Metazoa; Chordata; Amphibia; Anura; Pelobatidae
Source: the annotation of a GenBank genome assembly
GUGAGAGCGAGGCUUGGAACGCAUUGAAAUCCAGUGAGCGGUCCGCGUGAAUGGUUUGACACGAGAAGAGGAAAGCGGUGACCGGUGGGAGGAGGACAGGACAGUGAGGUGAGAGAGAGAGAGAGCGGAGAUAGAGAGAGAUAGAUAGAUAGAUAGAUAUAUAGAUGGCGGCAAUCAGCGUGUGUUUAGUUAAACAGACCGCCUUAGCAGACAGUGUGCUGUAUAUAUCGGUGCAGACAAGCCGUCAGCUGGUGUAACACACAGAUAAUGAAUGGAUAUCAGAGCCACACUGAGACCAGGCUUCCAUUUAUACCGUGUGAGGGCCCUGCCUGAUAGCAUGCCUGGGGUAGGGUAAUGGGCUCUCACUAAGGCUACUAAACUAAUGUAACUAUUGCAGCUGUCCCUGGCUUAACCAUAAUGUGGCUCCAUGUAAUUAGACCAAAUAUAGCAAAAGUCAAUUGUUACACAGUGUGUUUGUGUUUUGUCUUUCUAAGUUACAUUUGCAGUGAUUUUUCGGUAUAGUAACUUAUACGGUGGAAGCCCCAAUGUUUUGUUUUAAAUAUUUGGUGACUUGUAAACUUUUUCUUUACUUUUUGGGGCGCCACUCUAAACUGUGGAUUUUUCCGGAUCCUGUAUUCUUUUCCUCGCAUACAAAUAUAACUUAUUGAUACUUUGUAAAAAGUGGUGCCCUGCAAUAUGUAACCUAUUUGUUUUUAAGAAUUAUUAUUGGCAUGAGUAUAGCGCCAACUUAUUCCGCUGCACUUUCCAAUAUUAUGAAUGGUGGAACUUUAACAAUAAAUGAGACCAUUGCAAAAUGUUAUAGGAACAACAGGUUGAUGAGGAGCGAGAUUACAAUCUAGAGGAGGUAUGGUAUAAAAACGCAACAAAAACUGCAUUGAAAGGGAUAGCAACUAUGAAGCAGAACUAGAGAUGACAGUGGAGUGUGGCCUUUUCAGAGAAAUAGGUUUGUGAAAUAGAAGUUACCCUGGGAGACCAUGAGCAUCUUUCAAGAGCUUGGUUUUGAGGGACUUCUUAAAUUAUUGAAGAAUAGGGGGGAAUCUGAUGGAGGUAGGCAGACUGUUCCAAAGGAAAACAGCUGUCUGCCAGAAGACUUACAUGCAGAUUUAGCAUUAAAGUUGCAGCAGCGGACAAGAGAAGGUCACCAGCAGAGCGGAAAAACCAGGAAGAAGUAUACCUACGAAUUAGUGAAGAAAUGUAACCAGAUCUAGAGCUGUUGAGAGCUUUAUAGCAAAGGAUUAGUGUUUUGAAUUGACUCCUGAAGGGUGCAGGAAGCCAAUAUAAGGCUUGACUGGGGGGAAGGUGGGGUGUGAGAGAAGAAUCAGCCUGGUGGCAAAAUUCAUUACAGACUGUAGUAAAGCAAUACCGUUUCUGGGGAGAUCAAUUAGGAGAGAAUUACAGUAAUCAAUCUUUGUGUAAGGAAAAGGUGGAAUCGGCAAAAUGUGGCAACAGACUUUAAAUGUGAGACCGAUCUUGCAAGGACAGGCUGAUGCAGGUACCAUCAACUUGUAGGGAGAGUGAAAGAUGAGGAAUAGUAUUAUAAGGAGGAAAAAUAAGAUGCUCCAUUUUAGAAGGAUUUCAUAAAACGGGAGGACAUCCAAUCAGAGAUGGAAGAAAGGCAAGUGGUGACAGGUUAUAGGAGAGUGGGAGAGAGAUCAGGGUAGGAGAGCUAUAUCUAUCUGGGGGUGUCAUCAACAUACUGAUUGUAGCAGACUCCAAUGGAGUUAGUAAGAGGCAGUGUAAAGCAAAAACAAAAAGGGACCAAUAACAGAUUUUUGGUGGACAGAGACGGGACAAGUGGAGGAGGUAUCAUUGGAAAAGGAGACUCUGAAUGAACUUUGGGAGAUGAAGAACAAGAACCAAGAGUUAGUGUUAGAGACCGCGGGAUUGAGAGUUUGAAGGAGGACAUGAUCAACAGUGUCAAAGGCAGCAGAGAGGUCAAGAAGAAUUUGUAUAGAGAAGUGACCUUUGCAUUUAGCCUUGAUUAGAUUAUUCGUUCCAUUUAAUCAGAGCAGUCUCAGUAAAGGGGCGGAAGACUGAUUGAAGAGGGUACAAGAGAGAGUUGGAAUUGAGACAGCAAGUCAGGUAAGUAAAGACAAGUAGUUCCAGAAGUUUUGAGGAAUAAUGGAGCAGGGAUAUUGGACAAUAGUUGGAAAGAGAUGACUUUUUAAUGACUGGUACAACAGUAGCACGUUUAGGGGGAGCGGGGACAAUGCCAGAUGAAAGAUGGCAGUUGAAGGUAUGUGUUAAGGAUGGCACAAGAAGGAUGAGAGAUCUGUUGAGGUGAGAGGACAAGAAGCACAGCCGCUUCUGGUUCAGUAGUUUGGAAGAAGGGUAGGAAAGGCAUGGUACAAGAAUCACGAUAAUUAGUUAACCAACCCAAAAUACAUUGCUUUGACUAGUUAGAGGGACACUAGACACCAGAAUUACUUCAGUUCCUUUCAACUGGGUAUAGUUUUGAACAGCUUAAAGAAAUAUCGGAAUCACCAGGACAGUUACAGCCUGUUGUAGUGACCAUGGUGCCAGGAAUGUCUAGUAUCCUCCAAUUCUAAUAGUCAAACUGUUUGCAAGAAGUUUGACAACUUUCCUUGAAUCUUCCAUGUACCCGCUGCCUUGUGUGUAGAUGUAAACUUCUACAGGGAGCUUCUAUUGGCUCUACUGAGCUUAAGGUCUGUGUUGUGUAACACCGGCUCUUUGCAGAGAACUUCAGCUGAGUGCUCUCUGCCAGUGAAAGCCUCCAUGUACACCUGGACUAAGCUCUGUGCAAAGCUUCCCGUUUGGGCGCACACUAAGUAAGUUGUCAAAAUGUUUGCAAAAAGUUUGACAUUUUACAUGAGAGGUACCUGUGUAAUGGUACUUUUAAGAAGUCAUUUAAAAUAUUUUAUCUUAGUAAUUUAAAAAAAAAUAAAAAAUUCUGGUAGGUAUUUAUACAUUGAUAAUGUCACUUUACAUUUUUCCUUGUUGUGAGAGAAGUAUUAAGACAUGGUUAUUUGCCAAAGUGUGAGUAUUUGGAGUUUAUGCCAAAUGAGGAGAACUGAAAGCAUGGUGAUUUUGCACAUUUUUAGUUUUAGCUAUUGUAACCUAAAUGUUGACAAUGGCUAAUUCACACUAGUAAGUAACCCUUAAUGAAACGUUCUUAACCUGAUGCUCUCCUACUUCAAUAUCACCAUGUUCUUCUUCACUUGUUUCUUCAGCUUCUGAUGACUUUAGCUUUUGGUUUCUGGCACAUACCAUAUCAUUUGUAUAUUUUCAUACAGAGACUCAAAUCACCGGUUUAACAGAACUUUUCACAAGGUCCAUCAUGGAUUUAGGCACAAUAACAUGCCUCCUCUCAUAAGCCAUCGCAAUGGAUUUCUGUUGGGGAAAUUCAAAUUCAAGACCAAUGCUCAUCCUUUGCCAUUUUUGCUAGUACUUCCUUUCAUGUAUAUCGUGUUUUACUAGGUGUUUUUGUUUUUUUUCUUUAAAGGAGCACUCAACAUUUUAAAAUGUGUGCUAAAAUUACUGUCCUCCUAAAAAAAAAAUAUAUAUAUAUAUAACUUUUAUUUUAAAACGGGUGAUCUUAAGCAGUAACUAUUUACCAGACUUGUGCUGGGCAAAUAAAAAUAGUUCAUUCAAAAAAAAUUGUGGUCCGGACAAAUAGUUUCAACCAUGCAGCUUUUUGGUUUGAACAAACUUCAUCAGAGAUAAUUUCCGGUGAAAAUAUUUGGACGAACCAAAAAUGCUCUUAUUGGUGUACUGAAGUGCAAAAAUGGCUAAUAUAAUAUUAUGUGUGUGUAUGUUAUAUAUAUAUAUAUAUAUAUAUAUAUAUAUAUAUAUAUAUAUAUAUAUAUAUAUAUAUAUAUAUAUAUAUAUAUAUAUAUAUAUAUAUAUAAUGUGUAAAAAACAGAUAAAAUUCUUAUCUUGUAAUACCUUUUUUAUUGGACUAACAGAAUUUUUUAAUGACAAGCUUUCGGGAGAACCUCCCUUUCUCAAGUCUGAAGCAUUUCUGAGCAAAACGACACAUUGAAUUCAAAAUUAGUUUUUGCUUGAAAAAAAAUUGUCCCAUAUAAAAAUAAAAAUACAUUACAAAUAUAUUUACAUCAUCUUUGGACUAUCACGGCUACAAUCUCUACUUGAGCACUAUAUAUAUAUAUAUAUAUAUAUAUAUAUAUAUAUAUAUAUAUAUAUAUAUAUAUAUAUAUAUAUAUAUAUAUAUAUAUAUAUAUAUAUAUAUUACACAGUUUAAACGGUUUUCUUACAGCUCCUUUUUUUUUUUUUUUUUUUUGUCACUUUGUUCAUUACUUGUUUUUGUAAUAUGUCGAUAUAGCGUUUCAGAAUUGCAGAAUUCUGAUGAAUCUCAAUUCAUUUGAAUGCACAAGUACAAUUACUAACCAACCGCUGUUUAUUUUUUGGAUCUUGUGUCAUUUCAUCAUUUAUUUAUUUUAUUUUUUUGUUUGUGUUUGUUAGAAAUGUCAGACUUGCAAAGUCAAAACACUUUCUUCAUCGACACAACCAUUAAGAAGAGGAAAGAAGCCAAUGAGAAGAAAGUAAUUUUGGCAUGGGCUCUCCUGAAUGCAUCAUUAGCAGGGAUGCUUUACUCAGAAAUGUGAGUCCAAUGUUAAAUAUAAAUAUAUUUUUUAAAACCGAUUUUUAAAGAAGUAGCAUGACAUAGAUCUUUCAAGAAUAUUCCUAAUUACUGUAUGUUUGAUUUAUCAUAGGUCCGGUAAAAUGAUUAGUUCAUACUUCAGUGUUUCAGACUGGCCGCUGUGGUACAUUGGUAAGUCAGAUUUCCUGGUUUUUGUCAUCAGCCAAAAAUAGGUCAAGCCUUCUAGAACAUAAUGUGCAUCCAUUUCAAAAUAUGGCGAUGUAAACGCCUACUUGUUACUUUCUAAUUUAAUUUGGAUUGGUGAUCAAAAUGUUCAAGAGACUGUUUUAUGCUGAUUUGCCUCUGUCACUCACAUUAAUUGUAUAUGAAAAUACUAUGGAAACCAAAAAAAGAUAAUUGGGAAAGGUUUGAAGGGAAACUGUCACUUUUCUUGAGCUCUGCCUUUUUCUUUCAUUGGUUAGUCAUUCUCCUUGCAGCUAAGCUACUUUGGAGUUAGAUUUUAAAUUCUUCUUCAAUUCUCACUUAAAUAAAUAACCCAGAGUAUGUAGAGUUGGAGAGACAGAAUAUAUAUUUAAAGGAAAAAAAAAAAUUAAGCCAUUGAUUUCUCAAUACGUUUUAGUCAGGGCACACUACACUAGGAAAAAAAAAAAGAAACCAAAGCAUUGUUUAACACAAUUAAUAGGUGGGUUUUUUUUUUUCCAAUAUCUUAAUCGCUGGUGUAACAAAAAGAGAACAUGAAAUGGGCAAAAGUUUGUAGAAACUCAGUAGCUUGCCCUCUGGUUAGUCCCCACUCAGGGAGUGCCCUGUAAUGCAAUUCAAAGAUAUGCAGUUGUAAGUAUACAAUUUGUGGUAUUUGUCUACUUUAUAAGAUGCUAAGUGAUAAAGGGAAUUUGCAAAACCAUUUAAGCAUGUAUUGCAUUUUAAAGAAGCAAACUAAAGACCAUAACCACUACAGCUCUUUGGUGCAAAAAGUAUGUAAAAUUGUAUAACCGAUUAGUCCAUCCAACUUUGAAUGGCAAUGAAAGACUACCUGCACUAGACCACGGCUUGACAACUCUCAGGCCGCCAUGUCCUGGCACCUGGAUUUGUCAGCCCGUCCCUCUGUUCUCGUGCAAAUCUCUGCUCGCCAGGAGAAAGUGAAGGGAACUGUAAUUACUUCUCCUGGGGCUAAGGCCACGUAGGGCAAUCGCAAGGUGACAGGAUAAAGGUUUGACAUAACUCGGCUGGGCAGAGCCCACAGCCUGUUUUUCCCAUAACCAAUGCAAUCUGCUGUAAUGGUUAUGGUGCUUAGAGUGCAUUUUAAUACCUGUACGAAGACCAGUACUGAAACUUCUUUCUCAUCUCCAGAAUUAGGUUUUGCAUUUGUAUUCAGCAUGAAUGCCUUGUAUGAUUUUUGCCAUUAUUUCAAAUACACCAUGACCUCUCCGAGCCUUGCUAUGAGUCCAACCCAGCAAAAGCUACUUGGAGUACCUGACUCGUGUAAGUAUGAACAAAAUAAUGGUAAAAUAUAUGCCACAACCUUUUAAAUUCUACUCCUGGUUGUUGCCAUUAGAAAAUAGUCUAAUUGGUGCUUCAUAAUUUUAAUUCAGUUUAUUUUUUUUCAUUGUAUACUGUAUUUGAAGUCUGACUAAACUAACACUAUAGCGUUAGGAAUACAAAUGUGUAUUACGAAUGCUAUAGUGCCCUGGUGACCGCAUAGAUGGCUGGCCCCUAGCUACAGGGAGAAAAAAAAGUGCUGCUGUCCCAACUCCUUGGCUGAAGUCAUUGAAAUAAAUGCAAUAUUUUUAAGCUGCAGGGUUAAUUUGGGAUUGGAGAAAGGGUGGGGGGAUGAAGUGCUCUGGGGCACCUAUAGUGUCCAAUUUAAUGGUUUUCAUGAAGAAACAAUGAAUUAGCAGUGUGCAGUGAUUGCCACGCAUCACGCAGUCAUCGUAACUGAUCUCAGGAGAGGGGAAGCAGUUGCAUUACAGGCAAGUUUAAUGGUUUAUAUUUAUUAUUUUUCCUUCUAAUAUUUAGGAGUAGCAAUCAUAAUCUACAUCAGUAAAGCAAUAUACUACGUUUUAAAGGAACAAUCCAUGCAUUAACCACUAACAUAUUUUCUAAUACAAUCUACAUUUUCAGUUGUUUAUGAAAUCUUGUGAUAUGUCCUUAUGUAUGCAGCAGAUGUGCCGCUUGUAAGGAUAUCUAUAUUUUUAUGUAUUCCUUUUUAUAUAGCAGCAGAACGUACACAUGGGUUGCAACAUCCAUGGUAGACCGAUAACAACUUAUUGGACUUUAAUAAUGUCCAGUAAGGAAUAGAACUCCUUCCCACUUGCAAGUUUAUAACUACUGAUUCAUCUCCUCAUACUCCUGCUCAAACAAGUUGAUGUCUGAGGGACAUAAUGGUUAACUAUAUCCUUGCCAAGCAUCAGAAUCUUCUGUUUGAGGACUUCUGUGAGCGGAGUUUAGCCUUUUAAGCAGUUUGCUGGAAUGCAUGUGUAUGUGUUAUGUAUUUGACUGAGAAUCACAAUGAUGCUCUUGUAGUAGUUUGAAGGUAUCCGUGUGUGCCAGAAUCAUGAUGACAUUUCAUAAAUGCUUCUGCAAGCCUGUCUGACUGCAGUGUGAGUGUCAGUAUAGGAACAACAUGUCACUCAGCCCCUCCACAUAAGAGGUCUUUUUAGAUGAGGAACUGUGUUUGUGGGUUUUUUUUGGCAAUAAAGCCUUUUCAGCCAAGGCAAACUUUAGGUGUCAGCAGUGCAAAACCGAAAGAAAAGAGUGACAACGUGAAAUAAACAGAAUAAAUGAACAGUAGGAAAAACAUGUAAUCCCUAGAAACACAGGGUGUGAGAAUUCACAGGGCAACCUCACCACUCCCUACUGCAGUAUCCUUAGUCAGGUUUCUCUGAGUCCCCAGCAUUCCCUUGGAACAAAAGUAGUCACUCAACUGGGAUCUCACUCAUGGGUCGUGGGCUGAACAGUCAUCUUAGGGCCGAUGGUGUACAGGCCUAGGGACUGUAGGAAUGUUAAGGGCUCUGCAGCCAUAGAGAGCAGGUGGCUUAUGUGACCAUAAGGGACCAGGACGUUCCUUACUGGUAUUCUAGACCUGCUCUCUGUAGUUUAGUGAUAGGUGUGGGAGAUCUGCACCACUGUAGUGUGGCUGUGGUUAGGUCUUGGUAGAAGGUUAGAGUUUCCUCUUCGAAACUGUAUGGCGUCUUGCCUUGAAGAGCUGACAUAAGGAGGAUUUUUGCAUGUGUAGAAGGGCAUGGUAUGUGGAGCAUGUUUGGCUUGCAGCAUACCUCAUUCAAGGCCUGCGCAGACAGAAGUAUUGAUGCAACUAAACGACAAAGGUAAUGUGGAAGUUCCUCAUGAGUAAGAGCGUCAGGGAUGCCCCCUUUUUUUUUGUGGUUGCGCCUGUUGUAGUCCUCCAUAAUGGCCAUUUGUGUAGUGACAUAUUGUGUUGUACCUUGGACAUAUUGGAGGUAUUGGACUGUGUUUUGUAGAGUAGAUAGGGCUGCUUGUAGGUCUGAGGUGUCUCCAUAGAUCUAAUUCGGUCUGAGAGCGUUUGAACGUCUAGCUUGACAGCCUCCAUAUUGGCAGCAAGCAGUUUUUGCAGAUCCUGCAGGAGAUUAUGAAUGUCUAGUUAAGUGGCAAUGGCAGAGGACUCUGGGAUUAGGUGCAAGGUUCUGGAGUUGGCAGACCUCUGUUGAUUAGGUGGACUUUCAGUAUCAAGUGAAGGUUGUAAAGGUGAAGCCUCUGUCUGUUCCGCGGCAGCCAUCUUAUGUUGCACCUAGUGUUUGAGUAAUGCACCAUGAUCAUUUUAAAUUUGGUGACCGGAAUAAUGGCAUCAGUUAGUGCCGGAGCCCACCCAUAGGAAAGAUAUGGACUACUCGCUGUUCAAAGGGCAGGAUAAGGCUUGUUUUUAGAGUGGUUUUGUGGGAGCCACAAAAUGUGCAUCUGCUUCGACUGAACAGCAAGCUCCACCCCUCAGGAGCUAAAAUGUUUAUAUAGUAAAAUAACUCUUUAUGGUAGGAGAGCCAUCUACUACUUUAAUACAAUUAAGAAAAAGUAUUUAAACAGUGCUGUCCAUUCUUGCUACUCUGUAUAAAAGUGAUACACAUACUAGAUUAUAGAUUUACAGGCAAAGUAUUCAACUUCUUUUUGUUGCAUGUAUGUCUAGAUGUAUCUUUUGUUUAUUGCACCUGAUGUCGUCCUUGAAUUGUCACUGUGGAAUAUGUUGUAAAAUAACUCCUCUAAUUUAUUACAGUUGUACAGGCCUCUCCACCUCGAGAUCUUGUGAAAAAUGUUCCAAUGUCUACGCCAUCACCCAGCAUGCAAGGCCAGAAUGUGUUAAGCUUCAGUCCAUCCCGAUCACCUAGUGCCAACCCAAAGUUUUCUAAUAGCUGCAUUAGUGGGUACAGUCCUCCAAUACAGACCAUGUUGCCUAGUAGUGGUGGUUCGUUUUCAUCUGCUUUGCCUUAUUCAUCAAAUAGCAGCUUCUCCAAAGUAAGUGUACCUUAAAACUUGAUUUAAGCAUAAAAUGCAUAUCACUGUUGAACUUCUGUCUGCAUGCUCUAGCCUUAAACAUGGCUGUUAUAUCAGUCUCAGAAAAACAUUUCCUUGUGCUCCUGUUAUACAAAGCAAAUAUAACUUUUAUAUUUUUAGUAGUUCUUUAAAAAAAUUCACUUACUGAAGUAGAAACUUAAUUUGAUUAUACUUGUUUUGGUUUGUUUUUCAGCAUAGUGUUAUAUAUUGAUUAAUUUAGUAUUAAAGGAAGACUCUACCCAAGUAGUCUUGCAUUUUUGCAAAGAAUACCUUGCACCAAUAAUAUGCAUUUGCGUGGCUCAUAACUGCAACAGAAAGUAAGUCACUGGAGUUAUAAACUCUCAAUUCUGACCUACCUGCGUUAAACUUUGUCCUGGUCGUACUUGUAGUGUGUGCAGGUUGUGCACAACCUCCAACAGAACCAUUAACUGUAGAAGCAGUGUUCUCUCUUAUAAGACAUACGUUUAUGAAAAACCCCCAUUUACCAGAAUGAGUCUCCCAAUGGGUUGGAAGAAAGGUUAGGUAGAAAAACCUGAAAUGGUCAGAUUUCUUAGAUAGGAAUUCUGUAUAUAGAAUCCUGUUAAAGAAAUGUCUCUGCCAAUUAUGUAUGCUUAAAUAUUUAUAAGAUUUUUUUUUAUUAUUUGUGGUCUUUGCUAUUAGAUGCAGAGUUACAGCCCUGCUCCAGGCUCACCGCAAUAUGCAAGCAAUCUUGGCCUUGCAGAAAGCAGUGGAUUGAGGUCUCGAUAUCGUUCUUCACCAUGUGCCUAUAGUUCACCAAAAGACAAGGAGGAUUAUAUGACAGAUCUGAAGCUGUUGGAAACAUUUCUUAGAUCUGAAGAGGAGAAACUGCAACGCUCUCAAAUUGGUAUUACACUAGACUUAAGAUGACAUUACAGCUAUCUGUGCUUUACUGAGCAAAUUUGUUCCAUACCUCAAGUCCAUUUACGUUAAUGUGACAAUCCAGUUGCCUUCAUUUUAGGUAACAUUUGUCGGUUAGUGUCAUUUAUACUAGGUUGUUUUAUUAGUAGACAUUAGUUUGCUCAUAAACUCAUUAAUUCUGCUCUUGCUUCCCAACCUCCAAUCUUUCCUAUUUUGCUCCAGAAAUAUUGCUGUAAGUGUAGAGAUGUCUGUUAGAUUUCUACAGGAGAAAGCAGAUAUUUGCGCUUUGGCUCCCAGAACCACUUGCCAUCGACCACAAAGCACGGCUUGGCGGAGAAGAUUAACGAUUCAUAGAAACAUAUUAUGUUAUUUAUAUAGUGCCAACAAAUUCUGCAGCGCUUUACAGUGGGUGGAGUAACAAACAUGUAGUUGUAACCAGACAAGUUGGAUACACAGGAACAGAGGGGUUGAGGGCCCUGCUCAAUGAGCUUGCAUGCUAGAGGGAGUGGGGUAAAGUGACACAAAAGGUAAAGAUAGUAUUAGACUAAUGACAGUUGCAAGAGAGGAAUCAGUCGGGAGCUAUUAACAGUUUAAUUGAUACGCUUUUAUGAAGAAGCAGGUUUUUAAUGUUUUUUUUUUGGAGAGGAGACGGGUGAGCAUCUAACAGAGGAACGGUGCAGCCCUCGUGAAGUCUUGAAGGGGAGCAUCAGAGGUGGGAGUACAGAGAGAAGAUAGACGUAAGUCUUCAGCAGAGCGUAAGGGCCUAGACGGGACAUACUUGUUUAUUAGGGAGGAUAGAUAGGUGGGAGAUGUAGAGAUUUGAAAGCAAGAACCAGAAAUUUUUAAUUGAGUCCUAUAUCUUACAGGAAGCCAACGUAGGGACUGACAGAAGGGUGAGGCAUGGGAGGUGCGGGUUGACAGGAAGAUGAGCCUCACCGCUGCAUUCAUUAUGGACUGUAACGGCGCAAGUUGGGAGCACGUAAGACCACUGAAAAGCGGGUUACAGUAGUCAAGGCGAGAAAGGAUAGUGGAAUGGACCAGGACCUUAAGUAGGGCGUUAAGUAGGGUCAGAUGCGUGCAAUGUUUUUGAGAUGGAAGCCGCAUGACUUGGCGAUAGACUGAAUAUGAGGCGUGAAGGAGUGGUCGGAGUCAGAGAACACCUAGGCAAUGGACCUGCAUGGUGGAGCUGAUGGUAGCACAGUUGACUUGGAGGGAGACAGACACAGUAGUAACACUUGUGGGAGGAAAAAACAGAAUUUCAGUUUUGGUCAAAUUUAGUUUAAGGAAAUGGGCAGCCAUCCAGUUAGAAAUAGCAGAGAGGUAGUCAGAGACACUACUCAAGAUGGGCGUGGAGAGAUCAGGAGAGGACAGGUUUGCGUGUCAUCCACAUAGAAAUGAUAUUGGAAGCCAAAGGAGCUAAUGAGUUUACCAAGGGAGGCAGUGUAGAUGGAGAACAGUAGGGGACCAAGGACUGAACCUUGGGGGACACCAACAGAGAGGAGUUGGGGAGAAGAGGCAGAGCUAGAGAAAGAAACACUGAAAGAGCACUGGGAGAGGUAGGAGGAGCACCAGGAGAGAGCAACAUCUUGUAGACCGAUAUUGUGGAGGAUGAGAAAAGGCUGUUGAUGAUAAACCGUGUCAAAAGCCGCAGAAAUGUCAAGGAGAAUCAGGAUAGAGUAGUGACCACGAGAUUUUGCAGUGAGUAGAUCAUUGGAUACUUUGGUCAGUGCUUUUUCCAGAGUGCUUAGCACGGAAACCAGACUGAAGCGGGUCUAGCAGAGAGUUGGACUUGAGGAAGUCUGUCAAUCUCACGUACACAACUCUUUUUUUUUUUUUCCAAGGAUCUUGGAUGCAAAAAGUAGUAUCGAGAUAGGACGGUAGUUGGAUAGGGAGUUGGGGUCAAGGUUGGGGUUACACUUGCAUAUUUGAAGGGUGAUGGAAAUCUGCCAGAGGGGAGAGAGCGAGAAUUUUAGUAAGAGGUAGAGAAAGCGAAGAAGACAGAGUACGGAUGAGAUGUGAGGGAAUUCGAUCUAGGGAGCAGGUGGUGGGGCGGGAGGACUUGAGCAGAGCAGAAACCUCUUCCGCUGUAACAGGUGCGAAUGAACAUAGAACAGCAGAGGGAGUGAGGUUAGGGGAAAAAGAAAGAGAGAUCGCUUCCCUAAUUGUAGAGAUCUUUUCCGUGAAGUGAGUUGCAAAGUCUGAGGUCAAGUUAGUAGGUGGAGGAGGAACAAUAGGGCGUAGAAGAGAGAAAUGUGUGAAAUCGUAAUUUGAGUUUGCGGGAGGAUGUGUGGUUGAGAGUAUGGAAGUAACUUACUUUUGCAGAGGAAAGAGCCAAGCUGUAUGAGUGCAGCAUAAAUUUAUAGUGGAGAAAGUCAGACACACAGUGAGACUUUCACCAACAGCGUUCAGCAGUUCUGGAGCAUUUUUGGAGGUAUUGAGUCAGCUUGGUGUGCCAAGGUUGUUGUUUGGGGCUCGUGCUGCAUUUAGAUUUAGGAGGUGCCAUGAUGUCUAGUAGAAAGGAGAGGGUGGAAUCGUAGGAGGUUGCAGAGCUAGGACAGGGGAGGUUUGAGAUAGGUAAGAGAUGGGAGAUUAGUGGAGAAAUGCUCUAGGUCAAGACAUUGGAGGUUUCUGUGAGACUGUUGUUCAGAUGAUGGUGUCAAUUGGGCCUUGGGUAUGCCGAUGUCAAAAGUCAGCAGAUGGUGGUCAGAUAGAGGAAAAGGAAUAUUUGAGAGAUUAGAGGCAGUACAGUAUAUUAUGAACCUUAGGCUUAUACUAAAGUGACAAUUGCUGUAUUUCAAAUAUGAAGUCAAAGUAGCCAAACUGGAAGCAUAGGCGACUGGGAGAGUUUUUCCAUUUCAGCUGGUUUGGUCUUGAAUUUAAAAUCCCAACAAUUCUCUAUUUAGUAAAUAACUCUAACAAAUAUUCUGUGCUGUAGAUUCAAGCCCUAUCUCUUUUUAAAAUUCUAAAAAAAAAAAAAACUAACAUUUUGUAUACGGCUGUGGGUUUAGUUUUUAAUUUUGCAUACUUAAUACAUUAUAUCUUCCAUCAUAAUAUUUUAAAUCUUCCCCCAUAAUAGGGAUAGAGCAACACAAUAUAUUAUUUUUUAUUUUUUUUAUUUUAUUUUUUUUAAAUGUGUUAAUGAGAGCAGGCAAGGUGCCCUAAGAAUACAUUGGAAACUUAUUUUGACGCAGUAGUGUUAAAAUCGUGAGAAAUAGUACCUUAGAAUGGCUUGAAACACCCAUUUUAGGUUCAAGCAUGGUUAAAUCCCUUCUGGUAUUGGGAAGAUAUCAAUUCCUGGAGGGGGGGGGGUGGUGGUGGUGAUCAUCAUUUAUAUAGUGUUUUGAGGGGGGGAUGUAACAAUAAAUAGGACAAUUACAAGAAAACUUACAGGAACAAUAGGUUGAAGAGGACCCUGCUCAAACAAGCUUACAAACUAUAGGAGGUGGGGUAUUAGAAACAUUAGGACAGGAAAUAUCAAGUAGGAGUGAAGCAGAGCUGGAGGCGAGAGCAGGAGACAGGUAUGUAAGGUUAUGAGAUUACUCUGGGAGGCCAUAAGCUUUCCUGAAGAGAUGGGUUUUAAGGCCCUUCUUAAAUGAUUGAAGACUAGGGGAGAGUCUGAUGGCAGUAGGCAAGCUAUUCCAUAGGAGAGGAGCCGCCCGCGAGAGGUCCUGCAAGAGCGAGUUGGCCGUACGGGUGCGAGCAGGAGGCAGAGCGGAGGGUACAAGGAGGGGCAUAUCUACUUAGUCAUCUGGGACCAUUGAAAUCAUUGUGGCUAAGGGUGAGGACUACCCACAGGUCUGGGCAUACUGUCCAGCUCUGAUUACUGUGUGGCCUGCAGGGACUUCCUAAAUCUGCUGUGAAUGGGAAAUCCGAAAUAGCUAGAUAGAAUUUUCCUCGAACACUGCUGAAAUCCGCAAAAAGUGACAUUGGUCAGUAUGGUGGCAUGGUGUCGAUCAUAAAAUAGCAUCUCUGGGGCGUAGAGGGGCAUAUUAAAAUGAGGGCAUUUUGUUUUCUUUUGAACAAACAUACAUGGUCUAUAAAACCUGCUAUGAAAAUAAUUUCAUUUGAAAAACCUUAAUUAUAAUAAUAAUAAGCACAUUUCGCUUAAAGGACCACUAUAGUGCCAGGAAAACAUACUCGGUUUCCUGGCACUAUAGUGCCCUGAGGGUGCCCCCACCUUCAGGGACCCCCUCCCGCCCAGCUCUGGAAAGGGGUUAAAACUUACCUUUUUCCAGCGCUGGGCGGGGAGCUCUCCUCCUCCGAUCCUCCUCUUCUCCUCCCCGCCGGCUGAAUGCGCACGCGCGGCAAGAGCAUUCAUAAUGCUUUCCUAUGGACUCUGGCGUGCUCUCACUGUGAAAAUCACAGUGAGAAGCACGCAAGCGCCUCUAGUGGCUGUCAAUGAGACAGCCACUAGAGGAAAUAGGGGAAGGCUUAGCCCAUUCACAAACAUAGCAGUUUCUCUGAAACUGCUAUGUUUAUGAAAAAAUGGGUUAACCCUAGCUGGACCUGGCACCCAGACCACUUCAUUAAGCUGAAGUGGUCUGGGUGCCUAGAGUGGUCCUUUAAAUUAUUAAUAGAAUGGUUAAAUGUCAAAUUUGGAAAUGGCUUUUUGUUGAAUACCAUGACCUCGAAUAGUGGUCCUAUAACUGCCAAUAAUUAAAAUUCUAGAUAUGAGGCCUUUUAUUAUUGUGAUUAAGUGAAUGUACAUUAAGGAUUUUGUUUUUUACUUGCACUUUUGUUAAAAAAAAAAAAAAUAUAUAUAUAUAUAUAUAUAUAUAUUAUAAUUUUUUUUUUUUUUUUUUUUUUUUUUUUUUUUUUUUUUUUUUCAUUCAGCAGCAGCAGCUCUGGGAGGCUAUUCUGAUAUCUUGCAAACAAAUUCAAGCAGAAACUGUCCAAAAACUCACAAGUUCAAUGGAUGAUAUUUUUCCCAUUUACCUAAAUAAUUGAUCAACUAUUAAAAGUACAAUUCAAAUUUUAUUGCACAAACCUCCUAAUGAUAAAAGUAUUUUUUUUUUUUUAAACAUAAACUUACAAUGCACUGUUUCAAAUUAUGCACAGUAGGUUUCAAAACACUUUAUAGGCUGUAAAGAACUGAAAAUUGUCAUUUGUUGUGUUUGAAAUAGCUUUUGAUUACAGUAAAUAUGUUGCAAUUAAACUUAUAACAACAUUUUAACAGGUCAAAUUAAAUUUUAACAUAGGACCCUUUAUUUGACAGCAGCUUUACAAGUCUUGCAUCCAUUGAACUUGUGAGUUUUUGAACAGUUUCUGCUUGAAUUUGUUUGCAAGAUAUCAGAAUAGCCUCCCAGAGCUGCUGCUGCUGAAUGAAUAUAUAAAAAAAUAUAUAUUUUUUCCAAAUUAUAAUUUUAUUACAGAAAGCAUAGUUCUUCCUUCUGUACCAGGGAAGAAAGUGGUCAGUCAGAAACUCCACAUACUUUGCAGAGGUCAUCUUUACACCUUCGGGGACCCUAAAGGGGCCGACCAGUUCUCUUCCCAUGAUUCCGGCCCAAAACAUGACUCCACCACCGCUUUGCUGCCGUCACAGCCUUGUUGGAACAGGGUGGCCUUCCACCAACCAUCCACUACUCCAUCCAUCUGGACCAUCCAGGGUUGCACGGCAUCAGUGAACAGGACUCUUUGAAAAUUAGUCUUCAUGUAUUUUUAUGCCCAAUGCAGCCGUUUCUGCUUGUGAGCAUUGGUUAGUGGUGGCCAAAUAGAAGGUUUAUGCACAGUUGCAAGACUCUGGAGGACUCUACACCUUGAUGUCCGUGGGACUCUAGAGGCACCAGCAGCUUCAAAUAUCUGUUUGCUGCUAUGUAAUGGUAUUUUAGCAGCUGCUCUCUUGAUCCGACGCAUGGAUCUGGCAGAAAUCUUCCUCAAUGUGCCCGUCUGGGCUCUGAAUCCGCCACAAAUCUCUUAAUAGUGCGAUGAUCAGGCUUAAAGGACCACUAUAGUGCCAGGAAAACAUACUCGUUUUCCUGGCACUAUAGUGCCCUCACGGUGCCCCCACCCUCAGGGACCCCCUCCCGCCCGGCUCUGGAAGGGGGAAAGGGGUAAUAACUUACCUUUUUCCAGCGCUGGGCGGAGAGCUCUCCUCCUCCUCCGAUCCGCCCUGCCGGCUGAAUGCGCACGCGCGGCAAGAGCUGCGCGCGCAUUCAGCCCGUCACAUAGGAAAGCAUUUACAAUGCUUUCCUAUGGACACUUGCGUGCUCUCACUGUGAAAAUCACAGUGAGAAGCACGCAAGCGCCUCUAGUGGCUGUCAAUGAGAGCCACUAGAGGAUUAGGGGGAAGGCUUAACCCAUUCAUAAUUAUAGCAGUUUCUCUGAAACUGCUAUAAUUAUGAAAAAAUGGGUUAACCCUAGAAGGACCUGGCACCCAGACCACUUCAUUAAGCUCAAGUGGUCUGGGUGCCUAGAGUGGUCCUUUUAAGUUUUCGUGAAAUAUCUAAUAUUUUCAUACCUUGUCCAAGGCAUUGAACUAUUUCACUCUCUUCGGCAGCAGAGAGAUCCUUUUGCUUCCCCAUAUUGCAUGAAAAUGGUGCUCUGCUUAAUAACGUGGAACACCCUCCUUUAGUGGUUUUUCCUUAAAUUGGGCUCACCUGGCAAUCUAAUUAUCACAGGUGUCCGAGAUUGUUUUCAGUGAUCAAGCCUGAGACACAAUGCCAUCCAUGAGUUAAAGUGAAAAACAAAAAAAUUAAUCUUUGUGACACUUAAAUAGAAUUUGCAUAAUAAUUUGGAACAGGGUGUAUAAUAAGAGUUGGUGUACUUAAUGAGAGCAGAAUAUUAAAUAAACACAGCACAUAUACCAGGUUUUGAAGUUGGGCAAUUGCCUUCGUAAACAGAAGUCCCCAAAAUGCAAAACCUUUAUUUAUAUGCACCACAUUUUAUCUAUUAAUUUUCCCUUCAUUAGUGGUUUAAUUUGACAUACAAAGUUGAAAACGUUUUGUUUGUUUUGUUGUAGGUAGUCCAGAUUCCACUUCACCUUCAAACAGUCCAACGUUUUGGAAUUACAGUCGUUCUAUAGGAGAUUAUGCCCACACUCUGACAAAGUUCCAGUACCAGCUAGCCUGCCGCUCUCAGGCACCAUCUGCACAUAAGGAUGAAGUAGAUCUUAGCUCCAAACAAGCAGCAGAAGAAGUAGGAAUAAAGAAAUGAUUGUUUAUUUGCAAAACAAAAUAUUUCACAAUACAUUCAUUCUCUAUUUACUAGAACAAUGUGUUUAGUUUUUUGUUUUAUAUAUUUGUAUAUCUCAUCUUAGAAGUAUGUUCAGAUUUCAUUCCAUACAAUGUUCUUAUGAAGUGUCCAUGCCAUUAAAGUACUACUUCAGACACCCGCAGUAAGAUGUCAAACUGUUUUGCAGCAUCAUUGCAUUCUGUCUUCUCCAGCAAGGCAAAGCAACUGCAUUCAUUGACUUGGGGCACUCUGCUGCAUAAAGCAAUACGGCUUCCCCUUUUGGAGAAGGCCAGAUGCAGUGGAUGUGGUAAUGGGCACCUGAUGGGACUUGUGUAAGUUGUCAAACCUUGCUAAAAAGGUUUGACAUUGUACUGUGGGACAGUGCCAGGGCACACUGCUUGAAAUAACUCUUGAAUGGAUGAAAGAACACUUAUCCAAAUUUGUGUAGAGAAGUUAUCUUUUAGUUCAUUCCCCCAUAAUAUGAUAUAUGGCAAUAGUUAAUGCCAUACCCACAUCAUGUAGAGAGCUGGAGGACAUAACGCAAAUAGAGAGGUUUAGCUAUAGAGUAAACAUUGGAGUAUUCCUUUAAGGCCAAGACUAUAAUCAUUGUUAGGCCGCGUGACCGUGAACUGUCAAAUCAUGCUUGGCUUUGUCAGACACACCUAUUCCUUCCAGUGUGAGAUGAUGAUGUGCUUACAGGAACACUAUAGUUUUUGGAAUACAAACGGAUAUUCCGAACCCUAUAGUGCUUGAGUAAAUAUUUAAGUUACCGGCCCCCGUGUUUGUGGAGUUAAGUUGUUUAACUUACAUUUUCUCCAUUGCAGCAACAGUCUCACUGAAGCAGUCAUCACAAAUUUAAUAAUUAUCCGUAAGAGGAAAUACUUUGUCUUCAACAUUUUCAUCUUUCUAGAUUGUGUGUAUGUGUGGUUACAGAUUCAAUUUUGAAUAUUUUCUUUUUCUAUAACUACAGGUUUGGGCACGAAUCUUAAUGAAUCGGCAUCUGUUGGACCAUGUGGAUUCAUGCACUGCAAAAUUACGAAAUGUAAACUUUUUUGAGAAAUGUACACUAUAUAUAUUUUUGUACUGUAUACCAUAUAUUUAUCAGUGCUUCUGGCAAUGUUAAUGUAUUUUGGUUUUGACCUUUUGCACCCAAAAAAAAAUAUUUUGGAGAAUGUUACACCAUAAGCUUGCCAUCUCUGCCUCACCCCUACACUCAAGAAAGACUUCCUUAUCAAAUGUAUGCACACAGUUUAAUCAGAGUGAUCUGAACUAUGCAGUAUCCUGUUGCAUUUUUACAAAACUGUAACUGUAAUGUUUUACAUUGUAAGGGUAAAACUAAAGGGCCACUGCAUCCAGACCACUUCACCGAGAUGAAAGGCCUCUUGGUGCCUUAGUUAGCUAGUUUUGUUUUUUGUUUCCCUUUCUACCCCUCUCCCCCGUUCUUUGAAUAAUACCUUAUUUGCAUUAUUCUUUAGGUCACUAAGAUGCUCCACAAACUUUGAAAUAAGAUUUAACUUAUUUUAAUCGCCUCUUUGUGACAUCACAAGAGCCUGGGGGAGGUCCAAUCAAAGGCUUCUCAUAGAUUGAACCAUUUAACCGGCUCAGAGCAUAUGUGUUCACUCUGAGCUGGCAGAUGGAGUGGGCAAGAAGAGAAGGCCAGAGGAAGAAAAAAUUAUUGAAUGCAAUAGGGAGGGGAGAUGCAAGCAGUGAAACACUGCACAUCCAGAAUCCUACCCCCAUGACCACUACAGGGCAGAAGUGGUUAUUGUUGUUGGAGUAACCUUUUAAGACUGAUUUUCUUAUAAACUUUUAUCUACCUGCUGUUGUGCAAUAUCUACCAGUUUGUCAGUAAAUGAUCUGUGUUUAAAUUGGUUGUAACUGAAUAGCAUAUAAAAGGUGAAACAUGUUUUAAUAUGAACAUGUUUUAUAUAAGGGAUACCUUCCUGUCGGUUGUCUAUGUUGUUCUGUAAUCGGAAACAACCUUCAAUUACAGAGAACCUCAAGAUUAAUCAGAUUAUUCUGGAUAUGAUGAUGCAAUAUUUGCAAUGACUAUUUAGAAGACUUUCACAAAAAACCAUAAAUAUGGCAUGUUGGAAGGAAAUGUAUAGUGUAUCAUGUGAUGAAACUUAACUUGAUUGGUUGCUCUUUACUUUUUCAGUGGAUUAAUGAAACUAUUCUGGUACCACUAGUCAGUGAAAUGGAUUCUCUGAACAUGCAGAUGAGAAGACUGGGAUGCCCUGAAUUACAGAUAGGAGGUAUGUAUAGCUUUGAGAUGUUAACACCUACAUCUCUUUAACACUAAGCCACCCCUCUUAAGCCAAAACAACUCACUAUUACUGGAGAAAUUCCUCCAGUUGAAGUUACAGCCAACACCAGCAGAGGGAUUUUCACAUGUACGUAAGAAUUUCUGUAACUUGCAUAGUUCAUUCAGCACUCUUCAAAAUGUAAAUGUGUAUGUUGAUUCAUAAUCAUGUCACAGUAUAGCUCUUUGCUACCUAAUCCACGACUAACCUCGAUCUGAUCACUGUAUGUAAUGUAUUAUCCGGCUGGACAAAAGGGACCUGCUGGAGACAACCGAUUAUUGAGGGAAUACCUAUUGACAUCACUGAUCAUGUCAUGCUUUAAAAUGGAAGUACAGCAUCGCUAAUUCACAUAACCAUAUGCAUCGUUCCAUUUGGGCGCUGGUCUCUGCUAUUCAGUAUGAAGCUACUAAUUAUGUACCCAGGUUUCAAUACAAAUCUAUGGAUCCCAGGUACCAGUAGGGAAAGGGGCCUCUACUAGUUCAGAAGUCAUUUGAAUUAAUUCUGUUAAUAUUUCAUCUUCUAUUAUUUUCUUUUGCAGAAUCCAGUAUUAGCAGUUUGAAGCAAGCGGCUCUCUUAAAAGCCCCCCUUAUACCUACCCUCAAUGUUAUAGUGCAGUAUCUGGACAUCACUCCAAAUCAAGAGUACCUUUUUGAGCGCAUUAAAGGUAAUUAUUAUUUUUGUAUAUAGUGCAAACUGAAUAGACAAAAAUAAAAUACAGUAGGUCGGACCAUAAUUUACUGGCUCUCUAUAUUUUGACACUCACAGGUGUUGCAGUAGACUUCUGUGUAUUGUCUGAACGCAAAGAGACUUGCAUUGAAAAAUGUUGAUCUAUUUAUUGUUUUUAUAAUCAUGCUCAAUAUCAAUUGAGUUAACAAAAUAGAAGUGUUAUACAAAAAUAAGAUAACCAAUAGAAAAAUGUUAAACUGGACUAUUUGAACUCACUGAAUUUGUUGUUUGGUUUACUUACAUAGAAACAUAGAAUGUGACGGCAGAUAAGAACCAUUUGGCCCAUCUAGUCUGCCCAAUUUUCUAAAUACUUUCAUUAGUCCCUAGUCUUAUCUUAUAGUUAGGAUAGCCUUAUGCCUAUCCCACGCAUGCUUAAACUCCUUUACUGUGUUAACCUCUACCACUUCAGCUGGAAGGCUAUUCCAUGCAUCCACUACCCUCUCAGUAAAGUAAUACUUCCUGAUAUUUAUUUUUUAAACCUUUGUCCCUCUAAUUUAAGACUGACCUCUUGUUGUGGUAGUUUUUCUUCUUUUAAAUAUAGUCUCCUCCUUUACUGUGUUGAUAUGUAUUUAAAUGUUUCUAUCAUAUCCCCCCUGUCUCGUCUUUCCUCCAAGCUAUACAUGUUAAGAUCCUUUAACCUUUCCUGGUAAGUUUUAUCCUGCAAUCCAUGAACCAGUUUAGUAGCCCUUCUCUGAACUAUCUCUAAGGUAUCAAUAUCCUUCUGAAGAUACGGUCUUCAGUACUGCGUACAAUACUCCAAGUGAGGUCUCACCAGUGUUCUGUACAAUGGCAUGAGUACUUCCCUCUUUACUGCUAAUACCUCUCCCUAUACAAUCAAGCAUUCUGCUAGCAUUUCCUGCUGCUCUAUUACAUUGUCUGCCUACCUUUAAGUCAUCAGAAAUAAUCACUCCUAAAUCCCUUUCCUCAGAUGUUGAGGUUAGGACUCUAUCAAAUAUUCUGUACUCUGCCCUUGGGUUUUUACAUCCAAGAUGCAUUAUCUUGCACUUAUCCACAUUAAAUGUCAGUUGCCACAACUCUGGCCAUUUUUCUAGUUUACCUAAAUCAUUUGCCAUUUGGUUUAUCCCUCCUGGAACAUCAACCCUGUUACAUAUCUUGGUAUCCUCAGCAAAAAGACAUACCUUACCAUCAAGACCUUCUGCAAUAUCACUAAUAAAAAUAUUAAAGAGAAUGGGUCCAAGUACAGAUCCCUGAGGUACCCCACUGGUGACAAGCCCAAGCUUCGAAUAUACUCCAUUGACUUCAACCCUCUGUUGCCUGUCACUCAGCCACUGCCUUACCCAUUCAACAAUAUUGGAAUCCAAACUUAAAGAUUACAGUUUAUUGAUAAACCUUCUAUGCGCAGCAGUGUCAAAAGCCUUACUGAAAUCUAGGUAAGCAAUGUCUACUGCACCACCCUGAUCUAUAAUUUUAGUUACCCAAUCAAAAAAUCAAUAAGAUUAGUUUGGCAUAAUCUCCCUGAAGUAAACUUUUUAUUGCAAAACUUUAUUUGACCUCUUCAUACUAAUUAUUCUUCCAGAGCUAUCUCAAGGAGGAUGCAUGAGCUCUUUUCGGUGGAAUGCAGGAGGAGAUUUCAAAGGUCGCAAAUGGGAUACUGAUCUACCUACGGACUCUGCAGUAUGUUUUUUUGUUUGUUUUAACUAUUUACGUUCAUCUAUGACGAAGGAAAUAAUGAAAUAAACACUAUAUAAUAUACAUAACUUAAUACUUUUUAAUUAUUUGUAUUGGUGCAAAAUGCACCAGCCCAUACAGAAAGACAUACAAUGGUAUAUUUUGUAUUUUUUUUAAUUAAAAUUAUUCUGUGAAAAAAUUAGGUUUGGUCACCCGAAAUGACCAUAUUUUGCUAUGCUCACUACAGUGUUUAUAUACCCCAUUCAUUUUUGGAUUGAUACGGAUUAUCUGGAUAGUUAUGGUGUACAUAUAUAUGUUUCUUCUGAAACUGCACAUUUUUAAUUACAUUUAUAGCAGUGCUAAGUGAAAAUGUAGCCCUUUUGAGUAUAAAUUCACCACGAUGAGUGUGCCAGAUCUGGUAGCAGGGUAAGAAAUUUCCUGCUGAGAAAAUGUGUCACAUUAAGAUUUUUCUCCAUUAUUCUAUUUAUUUUGUUUCCCCAUAUCUGCCCGAUUGUUUUUAAUGCACAUAUAACUGAAAGACACGUAUAAAAAGUAGUGCACUAAAAUGGGAUGUCUUGCCCUUUAAGAACAGUGAUAAACAGGCAGCAGAGCAGCAUAAGCAAAAACAAAAUAUAGCUCCAUUAACUAGGAACACUCUCUUAUAAAGCAUAGCCUGAUCGCAAUAAAAAGAAAGAUGUGUUGCUACGUACAAAAGCAAACCACUGUGAAUAUUGAGCCUUGUUAUCCGGCUCUGCUUCAUGUGAGUGUUACUGUUUUUUUGAGCUAUACCUCACUGGUAGACAUUGUACCAUUUGCAAUAUAUCUUGUCUAUUUUGUUUCGGCAUAUGCUGCUCUCCUGCCUAUGUAUUACUGUUAGUAAAAGGUAAGAUACUCCUUUUUAAAUUUUUUUUUUUUUUUUUUUUUAACUUCGCUGUUAUCUAGAUUUUCUAAAUUAUUUUUUAUUUUGGUGAGGGGAGUAAGAUUAAUGCUCAUAAGUAUUAAUGCGCUGCUAAUUUGUGUCUAAGUAUUUAAGCACUUUUGUUUCCCCACACUACACCUUUGUGGUUUACAUAUACAGUGGGGGGGGAGGAGGAGGGAAUAUUUGACCCCUUCGACUUAGUACUUGGUGGCAAAAUCCUUGUUGGCAAUCACGGAGGUCAGACGUUUCUUGUAGUUAGCCACCAGGUUUGCACUCAUCUCAAGAGGGAUUUUGUCCCACCCCUCUUUGCACAUCCCUCUCCAAGUCAUUAAGGUUUCGAGGCUGACGUUUGACAACUCGAACCUUCAGCUCCCUCCACAGAUUUUCUACGGGAUUAAGGUCUGGAGACUGGCUAGGCCACUCCAGGACCUUAAUGUGCCUCUUCUUGAGCCACUCCUUUGUCUUGGCUGUGUGUUUUGGGUCAUUGUCAUGCUAGAAUAACAUCCACGACCCAUUUUCAAUGCCCUGAGGGAAGGAGGUUCUAACCCUCGAUUUGAUGAUACAUGCCCCAUUCAUCGUCCCUUUGAUGCAGUGCAGUUGUCCUGUGCCCUUGACAGAAAAACACCUCCAACGCAUAAUGUUUCCACCUCCAUGUUUGAUGGUGGAGAUGAUGUUCUUGGGGUCAUAUGCAGCAUUCCACCCCUUCCAAACACGGCGAGUUGAGCUUGAUUUUGGUCUCCUCUGACCACAACACUUUCACCCAGUUCUCUGAAUCUUUCAGAUGUUCAUUGGCAAACUUCAGACAGGCCUGUACGUGUGCUUUCUUUGCAGUUGCUAAAAACGCAUGUAGUAGUAGUUGAUGCUAAGCUACUAGUGGUGUAUACCUAGCUGUGGCUUACUUUUCUGAGAGUGCACCUUAGUGAAACAUGCCCUAGACGAAAUUACUCUAAUGUAAUGUUGUUCUACAAGCUAAUGGUUAUUUCGUGGGUAUAACCUCUGGGACUUAAAGCAGUAAGCUACCACAGCACCACCAAAAUAGAGAAAAGAACCAUAAAAUCAAAAAAUAACGCAUGAUGAUAAUUGCAUGACUUUUAGCGGCAUAUAUCCGUGACAGUCACGGGUAAUGGAUGGUGACAUGACUCUGGUAGUAUUCUCCAGGCCAGAUCAGCAGAUUCCCAUGUGUGGCAGUGCUUAUUUCACUCAUUGACACGCAAAUCAAGGUAUAACUUUUUUGACUUGUUUUUCUGCAUGUUUUUUUUGUCUCACUGUUAAGGUUUCGAGGCUGACGUUUGACAACUCGAACCUUCAGCUCCCUCCACAGAUUUUCUACGGGAUUAAGGUCUGGAGACUGGCUAGGCCACUCCAGGACCUUAAAAAUACACCUACCAUUAAAAUUAUAGACUGAUCUUUGUGAGUGGGCAAAUGUUCAAAAUCAGCAGGGGAUCAAAUACUUUUUUUUUCCCCUCACUGUAAGUUUGUCAUAUUUGAUAUAAAGCAUUACCCAUUUGGAUGUGGCCUAAUUUUAAGCGUGCUUGUUUCGUUCUUUUUAUUUGGUUUUGUUGUUACCGACAAGUUUCUCAAGUAUAGUUGCACUUGAAAUUUUAACCCUGUGGCCCUGUUUGCUAUAUAUAUUUUUUAUUUAUUUUGUUAACCAGUAUGCUUGUUCCCCGCGUGCUAUGACAUUAUAUGAUUGCAUCAUUAUUAAAUCGCCUCACACACCCCUCCAAAAUGAGUAUUUCAUACAUAUAUAAUCUUUAUAAAAAAUGUUUGCAUUGACUGUUGGAAAUUCACUGAGAUUCCAACACACUCUUAAAUAUCAUAAGACAAGGUAGUGACUUCUUUGGAAUGUGUAUCUUUUCUACAUCUGACAAAAUCCCCCAUAAACCUGUUACUCUUAUGCAUGCAUGAGAGUGCAACUCUGACUUUGGCUACUGGCAGAUGUCCACCAGGCAACACCCCCGGAUUCCACAGCAGCUGGAAGCCUGGGAUGUUGUUGCUGUCAGUCCAUAAGCUGGCCCUACACUGUAGAGCUUUUCUGAAGACAGCUGACCAGACUAUUACUCCUCUCCUGGUUGCUGCAGAAAGGUGAAGAGCUGCGCGCCCAGCAGUCCCCAGGGAUCAGUCAGACCAACCAUUCUAAAGCGGUUUGAGUACUUACAAUGAGCAGACACUUCAGGCAUCGUAACUACUACAGCUAGCUGUAGUUGUUAUGGUGUUUGCUUUCUGGCACACCAAAAAGUCUGGAAAAACAAUCAACCUUUUUCUGCAAGUUUUAAAUUUUGGCAAAUAUGAUUACAUUGCAAUGCAAGUAACAUGUGCUGUGUUAAUAUAUUUUUAAUAGAUCAUCAUGCAUGUAUUCUGCACAUACCUUGAUUCUCGAUUGCCUCCUCACCCUAAGUAUCCUGAUGGAAAAACGUUCACUUCUCAGCAUUUUGUCCAGACACCAGACAAACCAGGUUUGUGUUCACAGCUGUAUGUUAAGUUGUGCUAGAAAUAUAUACUUGCUUUGCUGCUUGGUUUUUGUGUUCUUGUUGUUUGUUAUAAUUUAAACAUAAACCUAAGGAAACGCACAGUAUUACAAAUAUUUAUAUUGUUGGGAAACGGUUUGCUAUAUGCAAAUCCUAUUUUUGACCCCCUUUUUUUUUUUUUUUAAUUAAAGGAUUACUACAAAUAUAACCACUGCAGGAUGCUGUAGUAGUAGUAAUACUAAGAAUACCAUGGUGACAUUCUCUAGGAAUGGGGAAAAACAUUUUGCGAAAGUUUGCCCUCUUACGUGGGUCCUGUCUUUCUCCAAGCCUAAUAUAAUGCUAUCAUCUAGCUACUACACAGCAGCGGUAGCCGAAUGCUGAUCCCAUUGGUCAUUCAUUUAAUUAAUAAUCCUUCCAUUCGUGCAAAAGAUAUGCACGGAAUUGAUAUUAGUCAGUCGGGAAGUUUUGUUCUACACUGGCUGAUGCUGCCGGAGACAUAAACAUAAAAUAUUGUGAUACUUGGAUUAAUUCUUUAAUCCUACACUGUGGGUUACUAUCUAGCGGUUGUUGAAUCCUAAAAGCAUACAACGGUUCACAAAAUAAUUAAGUUUAUAAAAACACUUAUGUGAAUUGUAUUGUCCUAGGCAGGUGUACUGUUAAACAGUAGUAUCAUGGACAUAAAGUGUGAUUUCCUUGCAGCUAGGACAUUGCUGUGGAAAGCAUUUUGAAGAUAUUUUGGAUGCCAACGUAUUACCAGUGGUGGAAUACUUUGGCAAUAUUUUUCUUUUAUAUCUUAGUGUAGCCUGACCAUUAUAAAAAAAAAAAAAAAAAAUAGGCUCUCCUAUCUAAAGCACUUUGCUCCCUGGGCUGCCAUCGUCCGCAAAUAAAUGUUUGUAGCACUUAUAGCAAUGUUCUUGUAUUGUAUAUUAACCCCUAAAGAGGAACCGUCUGCAUGUCUUUAAUGAGAAGGUGUAAUGCAAAGUUGGGCACUAAUAUAAUUUUAAAUGCUAAAUAACAUAAUUUUAUAAUUUGUUUCUCUGUAACACAACACUUGGUAUAUGCAGGCUGUGAGUGCUGAUCUUCAAUAGCCACCAAGGUGCUCAAUGCAGUAUAAUGGGAUAAUUUUACAUUUUGUAUAUUACUUUUCAAGCAGUUCUAUCUCCAAUCCAAAUGGUAUAGUACAAAAUCCAAAGUGGUUUACAAUAUUGCUAAUACGUAACAAUGUUAUAAAAAUGAUAGCUUAUGGGGUGGGGCCUGACUCUCAAGCUGGCCAGACGUGUUUGUCUGGAGCACCGGCAAACCUGAGAUUUUUCAAAGGGAAUUGUGCUGUCUGAGAGCGGGGACCACGACGGAAACAAGAGCAAGACAUACCUACAGCCCCACUAACUCUGCUAAGCCUGCUAUUGCCCGACGGACACACCAUGUCCCUGGCCUAGCGACCCUCAAAGGCGCGCGGCCUUCUGUCUGGGGGAGGCGGCCGAUCCCCCGGCAGAGGGAAAGUGCUCAAAGCGAAUACACUGAAGCCCCGUCGCGCCCCCCCCCCCCCUUCUGGACCGUUGGGGGAUAUCACCACCUUGCAGCAACAGACCCAUCUCCAGCGGACCCUGAGCGGCACAUAAACACCCAGCGCAACGCUACCAAAAUGGCCUCUGAGCUGCAACUAAGGCAGAGCAACCUGGGACUAACUGCUAAAGAAUGAAGGGAAGCUUUUGAAGCUGUUUGAUGCAAUCUGCCUGGCGUUUUGGCUUACACUCGAAGCAAGACCUUUCCUGCCAGCUUCUCCUGCCAAGAGGGUGCCCGACUCUACCAUCCCGUCUGCCCGAUACUCUUCUGGGCUGGAAGCCCGCCAGGAGUUUACUCCAUGCCGUCCAUACACCCAAGGGGGCGCCCGGAAUGAGGAGAACCCGCGGGCCCACGAGCCGACCACAGAGAUUAGGCGGCUUCAUGGACACAAGGCAAGGGCUCUCACUAAGGCCCGGAGCCGCAGAGGUGGGAAAUCGCGACACAGUGGGAACACCCUACGAAACAGCGAACAGACCAACGAAACGCAUGCCCCCCUCCUUCCCGUGGCCAUUGACCACAAGGCCUGGCUGGGGAAUAUAAUGUCGAUCUGAGGACAAUCAUUCUGAGCAUCACAGACAAUGCCACUUUGGGGGGACAACACCAUACCAGCUGCUGGCGUGGGCUAAGUAACGUUUAGAGAUACGGAGCCACGAGGCUUGAGAAACCGCUGUUUUAUAUCACAUUAUGAUAUCUUGUGUUGUUUACGCUACCCAGUUGUUUACUAGUCUAGUCAUGUUUAUUUUUCUUAUAUCACCUCUUAUCACAAGCUCUACAUGUCUCAAAGACUCUGAUUUCAGCUCCAGUGGGAACUUAUUCCAGUCCAUCUGUUUAAGCAUGAUUAAUACUCUCAAGUAAUGCUCAUUGAUUAAGCAAGGUUAUACAUAACUCCUAAAGCCUGUUUGAUUAUGCCUUAACAUAACUAUUAAAUGGGGGCGGGGCAUGUCAGCCAAGAUGGCCAGACGUGUCCGUUGAUGGCUCCUGCUGAAUCUGCAGUAAAAUGGCUGAAAUAUCACGGCAAAACUAGUGGGACACGACUCUCUAGGCAACCCAGGGAUCACCCCCGACUACAAUCUCAGCCUGAAACCGGGUACACUGAUGGAAGCACAUUGCACCUCAGCUUAUGGCCUGCAGCAGCUGACGGCCCGGCCGGGGCAAACGGCCAAUCUCCAGGCUCAGGUCUGCCUAAGGAGCCUGAGCAGCCCUGUUUCCCCCCCUUUGGACCGGUGGGGGAUAUCCCGGUCCCCGCUGGGCACACCUACACCUGGGCAAGCCUGACAGUGCAAUUCAGUGUUACUGAAACCGCAUGGUCACCAAAGAUGGCGGACGCACUGCACCCUCUGCAACCACAUGCGAGCCUCACUGGCCUAUCAUCGAGGGAGACCUUCGAGGCUAACUUCGAGAGGCUCUGUCAGUCAUUCUGGUUCCGUUUACAGGCACACCAGGCAACCUCCCACAUUUCCCCCAGGAGCCUGGCGGCAAUGGAGACUGCUCUCCCUCCACCAGGGCGUAGGGCCCACUCGGAGAUGAAGCCAACCCGACACCCUUAAGCUAAAGGGUCUCUCUCCUUGCAGCGUCUCCCAAGUCAGACCCACGAGACAAAGCAGCGCCACAAGCAAACGGGCGGGACACGGAUGCAAAGUGGGAGAUGAGGAGCCUCCACGGCAGCACCGGUCUUGGCGACCUGAGCCAGAAGCUGCCCGAGAUACAGCUCCUAAUGGGGCCCUUCAGCACCCACGACACGCACCCUCGGACAGACUCUCCCCAGCGGGCUUACCAGAAGCCCACCACUCAGUACCGACACAAAAACAGGCCUGCUGACCGCGACAAGACCAGGGAAGCCAAUACAUCAGACUGCCUUGGGGUUCAGGGUGGGGGGCUAGCACUUGGACUCAUGUUCCCCUGGGAGGAUAAACUGCCAUCACUAGGCAUUGGUUGAACUGCCCCAGUAAGAGGGGAUAAACCCCAUAAUGCAAGCUUUGCAGUAUCUAUCUAGGACAAAGCAACUGUAUACUAUUGCAUCCAGUUUAAGUGGAAAUUGUCCUCCCAUUCUAACAUUGCAAUUUCUGGCCUUACUGUUUUUUUUGUUUAUUUCUUUUUCUCUCGCUCCUGGUAUUGCUAGGUCUCUCAACUACCUAUGCUUACACACUAGUCAAGCUAAGUUAACAUGUUACCCACUGCUCAUUGCCAGCUUAUCCCAUGCAUAGCAAAUCCCAGGAAUGCUUGUCACUUCUUAGCAUGAUGAGAAGGCCUUCGGGGUCUCCCAUGAUAGUAGCUUGUCGUAUACAUGAGGGGAAUGUUAGCUUAACCUCCAUCUUAGUCUGUUUAAAUCACACAUUAUAAACCUUGGUACCCAGCAGCUACCAAACUUGAGUCAACUAUAGUUAGUUAAGCAUUGUCAAUCAAAUUUAAGCAUGUUGUAUAACUCUCUCCUACUAUACAAGGUUAAAGUUAGACUACUCGAGAUACAAUCAUGCCUAUUGCCUUACCAUUCACUGACACAACCUGUACUAACCUGUUAUUUACUUAAAAAUGUGCAGUUCUCAUAUAUACCUCAGUAUUAGGCUAUGUGAAAUGUCUGUAUGUGUCGUCGUGGCAAAAUAAGCAUAUCUGUUAAACUUUUGCACACAAAAAAAUAAAUUAUAAAAAAAAAAAAAACAUAACAAACACAAAAAAUUGCAGUACUGCAAUGAGCCACUAUUAUCUCUUGUGUAAUGCUGGAUAUUGCUAUUGUGGCAUAUCUCCCCUGCUUGUAACCAAAUCGUUCUUAUACUAUAAAAUAGUGCAUGUUAACUCCAAUACCCUGAUUGUUAAGUGAGAUAAGCAAGAGGACUGCCGUUGGAGUACCUCAGGCCUGUGUGUACCCACCUUAUUAACUGCAAAAAUACUAAAUUAAAAAAAAUAAAGCUUAUGGAAUUGGAUGGUCCAUAUCUACUUUUUAGUUUAAUUUCUAUUGUAAUGUAAAGUGUUGGUGCUGUGGAAGGAAAAGAGGCUACAAUAAAAUAGAAUAUAUCUUAUUUUAUGUAUUCUGUAUGUUCAUCAAUACCCAUGAAACUCCUUUUGUCUAGUUUGCUGUAUACGUAACAUUAAAAUGGAUGUAUUUUCAUAACAAUCUAAAUUUUCUGUUAUUGCUUUAGAUAUGUCAAAGGAAAAUCUGUUUUGCAUUUAUCAGAGCAGCAUUACUCCUCCCCAUUAUGAACUAGUCUAUCAGAAGCAUGUCUACAACUUGCCAAAGGUAUUUCUAUGUUGUGUUGGUGUUUGUUUUUGUUUGUUCUAGAGUGAAUGCUUUUCUACUUAAUACAAAUUGUAUUGAUUUUGUAUUUUUAUUUUUUUAAUUGGUUUAUCAACUGUUACCCUACAUCGGGCAUAGGCAACCUUCGGCACUCCAGUUGUUUUGGACUACACCUCCCAUGAUGCUAUGCCAGCAUUAUGGGGGAUGUAGUCCACAACAUCUGCAGUGCCAAAGGUUGCCUAUACCUGCCCUACAUUAUUGCUAGUUAACCCUUGAAUAUUCUGGGUGGUUGUUGUUUAAAGGGACACUAUAGACACCCAGAACACUUCAUUGCAUUGCUGUGGGUGCACUGUCCCUGUCCUCUUAACCCUGCAAUGUUCCCCUUGAUUCUCAAGCCUGCAACCGAGCCAGCGCCAAGGGAUUUCUCUGUUGCAAUAAGGUGAGUGUUUUAUAACCCUUUUUUACCCUUUAAUUGCUGUGGGGGAGAGGGCAAAGGGAUAAUGUAUAUCUAUCUGUCCCUCCCAAAUCUCUUGGCACUCACCCUACAUGAAAAAUAUAAAUCUAUACAGCCCGGUUGCCACAUGCCCAUGUUGAAUAUGUAGAGGCUAAUAAAAGGUUGCACUUGGAGGUCUUCCAAAAAACAAAGUGUUUAAUAAAUCAUCAAAAUUAGAUUCGUGUCUGACGUUUCGGCGCAUUCGGCCCUUUCUCAGGAUCUUGAGAAAGGCCUGAACGGGCUGAAACUUCGGUCAGGCACUUUUGAAGACCUCUAAGUGCAACCUUUUUAUUGGUGUGUGUAUGUAUGUAUUCACAACACCCUUGGGUUCCUUUAAACAUCUGUACAGAAUAUGACCAAUUUUUUUUUGACAGAACCACUUUUCACUACCUUGGGAGAAAUCUCCAUUGUUCAAAUGUCUCCCCUCUUCUUUUUUUGUGGGGAUGGUUGUGGUUUAUACUUUUUUUAUUUUAUUUUUUUUUAGGAUGCUUAAAAUGGCACUGCAUAUUCAGGGACUGGUCUUAAAGAAAAUAGAAUAAUCUGUCCUAAUGCUAUAAUAGAGAAAAUCAAUAAAAUCCUUUAUUAAUAAAACAAAGAAAACACACACACACACACACAAACUCGUUCACUUGCCACAACCACUACUAUUGUGGUUUCGUUAUGGCAGUGCGUAAGUCUAAAUCUAAAUAUGCUAUGUGAAGGUAAUAUACAAUAGGAAGGGGAGUGAGAAAACAAAUAAAUAGUCACAGAUGCUGGGCAGAAACCCAGUUCCAGGGUUAAAUGGAAACUCCAGUGCCAGGAAAACAAUCAGUUUUCCUGGCAUUGCAGGUCCCCUCUCCCUCCCAACUCCCAAUCCCCAGUAGCUGAAGGGGUGAAAACCCCUUCAGGUCACUUACCGGAGACCCCGCCGAUGUCCGGCGGUGGUUUCUUCUCGCCGCCGCUCCUCCCCGUCAUUACAUCGGCUGGUGGGCGAGACUAAUCACGCCCACCGGCCAGGGAAGUCUUAAUGAAAGUGUCCUAAUCGAAUGCUUUCCUAUGGGGAAUUGAGCGACGCUGGAGGUCCUCACAUAGAAUGAGGACGUCCAGCGACACUCUAGCACAGGUUUUCUAGUAACCCUGCAAGGUAAUUAUUGUAGUUUAUAAAAACUGCAAUAAUUACACUUGCAGGGUUAGGGGUAGUGGGAGUUGGCACCCAGACCACUCCAAUGGGCAGAAGUGGUCUGGGUGCCUGGAGUGUCCCUUUAAGUAGUUACACCUCAGAAAAAGUGGCUGUUCAGUGCACGCAACACAGUGUCAAUUGGAAGACUAGGUUGCUAGUACACAAUAUAUUACCUAGAGUUGUUAUAAAUGUAUGCUAAUCCUCAAAGAAAGUGUCCUGAACACAGACUCUAUGCAUGAGGGUGCUAUAUGAGGUACUGUGUAUUAAAUCUCGGAUGUAUAUACAUAACCAGUGGAAUAGCAAAGAUGCAAUAAGUGCCAAGAUGUAAGAACAGCUAUCUGGGUUACUGCCCAAAACCAGUAAAAUACCAGACUACGGUCAAGCCAGUAAAGACUAAAAAAACUUUUAAAUCUCCAGCGAUAUCUAAGUAUUCUUUGAAUAUGUGAUAAACUCUGCUGACAUCUCUUGGAAGAUAGAAAAGGGUAACACACAAUCUCUGUUAAAGGACCACUCUAGGCACCCAGACCACUUCAGCUUAAUGAAGUGGUCUGGGUGCCAGGUCCCUCUAGGAUUAACCCUUUCUUUUUUUUUUUUCUUUUUUUUUUUUUAAAUAAACAUAGCAGUUUCAAAGAAACUGCUAUGUUUAUAAAUGGGUUAAUCCAGCCUCUAGUGGCUGUCUCAUUGAAAAUCACAGUGAGAAGACGCCAGCAUCCAUAGGAAAGCAUUAUAAAUGCUUUACUAUGAGACUGGCUGAAUGCGCACGCAGCUCCUGUCGCGCAUACGCAUUCAGCCAAAGAGGAUUGGAGGCGGAGAGGAGGAGGAGAGCUCCCCGCCUGGUGCUGGAAAAAAGGUAAGUUAAACCCCUUUCCUCUCCCCAGAGCCUGGCGGGAGGGAGUCCCUGAGGGUGGGGGCACCCUCAGGGCACUAUAGUGCCAGGAAAACUAGUAUGUUUUCCUGGCACUAUAGUGGUCCUUUAAGAAUACCUAAAAGACCCAGGAUAUAUGUAACGGAGAGUAGCGUAGGGAGUGUCUGACCAGCAGCCAGGUAUGGCUGUAACCGGCAGACAAUGUAGUUAUGUUCGAUAGGACCACACACACCCAUGUGACAGACAGAUUCUUUGAGGAUUAGUAUACAUUUAUAACAACUCUCGGUAAUACAUUGUGUACUAGCAACCUAGUCUGACAAUUGACACUGUGUUGCAUGCACUGAACAGCCACUUUUUCAGAGGUGUAACUACCUAACCCCGGAACUGUUUCUGCCCAGCAUCUGUCUGUCUAUUUAUUUUUCUUACUCACCUUCCUAUUGUAUAUUACCUUCACAUAGCAUAUUUAGAUUUAGAUUUGCGCACUGCCAUAACGAAACCACAAUAGUAGUGGUUGUGGCAAGUGAACGAGUUUGUGUGUGUGUGUGUGUGUUUUCUUUGUUUUAUUAAUAAAGAAUUUUAUUGAUUUUCUUUCUAUUAUAGCAUUAGGACAGAUUAUUCUUUCUUUUUUCAUUACUAUCUACCCUAGGGUUACCACCUAAACCUGAUCCUGCUCUUUCAUUUGGACCUAUACUGGGCUACCACUUCAUUAAACUUCAAUGAAUGGUCUUACCCUUAACAGUCAAACCAUAUUUUUUUUAUGCAUGGCAGUACCUUAUUGGCCUUUGCAACUGCUAAAUAACAUUGCACAUUUUUGCCUUGUCAACAAACUCUGUCCUGCACUGGCUGUGUGUUGCUCUAAAUAAAUAAAAAUAUCCGGUUUCUUCUGCUGCAGAAGACCAAACGCAGUGCAACACCCUGGUACGUUGUCAAGCAGCCAGCGAGCAAAUACUUAAAGGACCAAUCCACACCCCAAAAGCACUUCAGCUUGCUGAAGUGCUUUAUGGGUGACGAGUAUCCUAGUUGAAAGCCAAUUUAUAAAAGUGCCGAUUUCUCUGAGAAAUCAACACUUUUAUAACUUAUCUAGGGAACUCAAACAGUCAUGGAGGAUUGCUUCCACUGAGCUAACAGAAGUGGCACGCAGAUUCUGCUUGAGUGUGCCUGCCUCCCCCUCCCUCACAGACCUGAGACCAGCUUCUCUGUUGCAGACGGGCGCGUGCACAAGCAGGCGUGAGCUUGCACAUGACCAAGUCAGAGGCUUCUCAAUGAGAAGUCUCUGGUUAUUUUCCUGUGAAGAAAGUCUCUUCCUGGAAAAAAAGGACUUACAAAGGCUGCAGUCAUAAGAACUGCAGCUUUUUUAGUCUUUUAAGCUAUACCCCCACUGAAUACAUGCAUGGAAAUUCAUCCACGUAUACAUUGGGGGGGUAUGUAAACUAAACCGUGAUUUAUUUUUACUAGGUGACCGUAAAGUGCUCCUUUUAAGCAAAUUAAAUGACUAAAAUAAAACAACCUGGGUUUACCUAAACUCCUGUUAACCAGAAAAGUCCUAGAUAUAAUGCACCGAUCACCUCACACAAAAGCUGGAGAUGUUACGGUUAAUAUUGAUUUGAGUGGUCCACUAUUUGUAGCAAUUUAAAAAAAUAAUAAUAAUUUAUUCGGCUCUAUUGAUCUUUUUUUGAAGUCUUUCUCCUCGUGAUGCUAAUUAUAGUUGUGGGGUUUAUUAUACAUUGUUGGACAUAUUUUGAAACCAACUACCUGAACAUUUUGAAUUACUACUUUGGUUCUAUAUUUCAAGUGUUCAGUUGUGUACUGCACUUUUUUUUUUUUUUUCUUCAUACUGUCGCGUGUUGCCCUUAUAGAUGUGUGGAUGAGGCUCAAAUUUAGUAUACAGCACAGCAGGUUUGAAUUAACGUGUGUGUCAAAAUACCAGAGUAUUUUAUAGACUAGCUUUUGAGAGUUUUCAUCUCUUCCUCGGGUCUGAAACAAUACUCUUCAAUCUAGUUUAACACUUAAACCAACUGAUGUUAGAGAAGGGGAGGGAGGAUGAGUGGGGUGUCAUAAAUAGUGAAAGUGAAAGGUGCAAGUUGGCUAAGAAUAGACAGAAAAAGUAAAUAGAUGAGUCAAUAAGCUAGUUGAAAAGAUAAAGAGAAAACAAACAAGCAAACAAGAAAACAGCGGAGCAGGGCAUGCAAGUAAAUAGCUGCAUAUAUGUGUGCAUGUGUAUAUAUGUAUGUGUAUAAAUUGAUCCAAUAAAGGUGAAGCAAGAAUAUUGAAAACAAACUAUAGGGAACACAGGGACUGCCAGCCUCAAACAUAGGAGUCAACGGGGCGGGGGAAAACUGUCACAGACAGCCCAGAGCUGGCAUGAGGGUACCGUCCCAAGGCCCAUUCCGCUACACUUAAAUUUUCAUAGAAACGUAGGUUUAUUUUGAAAAGUACAGUAUGAAAAAAAAACAGCAUCCCCCUCUACUAAACCACAGCACCCCCCAUAUACUAAAUCUCAGCACCCCCUCUAGCCAACAAGCCGACUCCACUCACAUUGCCACUGCCAGUAUGUGACUCGGGCCUCUGGUAUACCCCAAAUGGCGCCGUCCGCACUCUGUCCCAAAGCAGAUCCUCCAGCUGCUUCUUGAAACCCUGUGAAGGUGGAGCACGUCGACAUCACGUCGGAAUGUGCUGUGGCGUUGCGUGCCUCCAUGCACCUCCAGGUACUUCACUGUCCAGCUGAGGCCAUCCUAACACUGACAGACACUCGCUCACACACUGACAGAUACACACAUUUACACUUUCUUGCACACACUCACAUAAUUUUAUUUAUUGCUUCCUACCUUUGGGAGCUGGUGUGGGACAUCUCCCUGGGGUCCAGAGGGGAUCUUCUCUCUGGAGAUCUCAUUCCUGCUCCCUCACGCGCAGUUUAGUGAGGACGGGUGCCGGAAUAUGAUGUCCUCUUCCGGCAUCACUGCAAACAGCGCGCACAAGGGAGCAGUGAGGAGCAGGAAGACUGAGCUCCUCCAGCAAUCUCUCCUAGUCCCGACUGGGUAAAUUUUAGCAGAGUAGGCACCUGCAGUGUGGAGAAUGCAGGUGCCUACUCUGCUUUAACACUAAGCAUGUGCUCGCCGGGCCGCAAAGAUGGUCCUUGUGUGACGCCCACGGGCCGCGAGUUCGACGUGCUUGUACUAGAGUGAUUCUUGUUUUUGUUCCUAUUCUUUGUAUUGUAGGAGCCUUUCCUGUGGUGUUUUAGGGCAAAUCUUUUUUUUUUUUUUUAAAUACAUAUUGUCCUUUUGCCUAAAUGACUCUGAUAGUGUACUCAGGUGCUAAUCCCUGUUUUUUUUGUGUCCGAGCAAAUGCAGUGAUAUCUGAUAGCCUGGCUGUAGAUGAUACCUUGUUUGGUGUGAUUGGGAUGGAAGCUGGAAUUGUGAAGGUAGCUGUACCUGUCUGUGGGUUUUCUUUAUGCAGACGAAUGAAGAAUGCCAUUGGUGACGGUUAUUGUGCAGUCCAAGAAACUCACUAUGAUUUGAAAAGUUUGUUUUAAGGUUUGAUGGGUGGAAUGAAUUGAAUGAUUUAUUAAAGUGUAUAAGGCUUUCUUCUCCUCCUUCUGUCCAUAUUAUGAAAAUAUCAUCGAUGUAACGGUAUGUAUAUAGUUUGUGGGCUGUGUACAUAAAAACCUGUUUUCUAGGUCCAUCAUGAAAAGAUUUGGGUAUUGGGGUGACAUAUUUGGGAGGGAGUGGGUAAGGGGGUGAUAGGGAGGGGGUAGUGUUGGUGUGGGAAGGAGUAUACUGGGGGAUACUGUGAGGUGUGGGAGGGAAGAAAAGAGGAAAACUCUCAAAAGCUUGUCUUUGAAAUAUGUUAGUCCAAUAAAAAAGGUACAAUUGCAUACUGCAAUACUCUGGUAUUUUGGCCUCUUGUGUACUGGACUAAUACGGCUAAUCCAGUCCACAUAUAUAUGAUAUGUAUAUGAUUAGAUAUAUGUUGUAAUUUAUUUUGUUUUUGUUUUUUUAAACUGGCACUUUACUUUUAAAUCAAAUACCUUGUGACAAACUGUGAGCAUUACAUCUGUAACCAAUGUUUUUGUGUGCUUGCCGUUUCUUUAUUGAAUUGUAUGCAAUCUGCUGGAUUUAAGCACCGGGCACAUCAUAGAUCUUUGGACCCCUUAGUGUAGGGCCCUUGUAGAAUUAUCUUUUACAUAAAUCUAUAAUGCAACCUAAACAUCCUACAUGUAGUGUGGUAGGUUAUAAUAUAUUUUAAUUUACUUUUUUUUUCAGGGAAGAACCAAUCUAUUUCAUACUUUGCUUAUGUUCCUGUACAUCAUAAAGACAAAAGAGUCUGGGAUGCUUGGGUAAGUGGAAUGCCAGCAAUUUUGUUCUAUUCGCUUUUUGAUUCAGGCUAUGCUAUAUAAUUAAGUGACUUAUGACCCACUAUAACAUUAUUUAAAAGUUGCACUGCUGAAGGCAACAGAAAAUUGCAUUAGUCUUGUCAGUAAAAGCAAAAAAAUCAAGAAACCACUGUGGUACUCCGCAGAUGUGGCCAACAUAGUAAAAAACAAAAAGUUAGCAUUUAGUAAUUAUAAAUAAAUAAACCAGAGUGAGGAAGACCGAAUGACCUAUAAGAUUAGCUAGAAAGAGGCUAAGCAAGUUAUAAGAGCUUACAAAUUACACAGAAGAGAAAAUAGCACAGUCAGUAAAAAAAGGACAAAACAUUUUUUAGAUACAUAAAUGAGAAAAGGAAAGUAAAACAAGGAUUAGUUAGAUUAAAAACAAAAGAAGGAAGGUAUGUAGAAGAUGAUAAAGGUCUAGCUGACUGCCUCAAUUAAUAUUUUUGUUCAGUAUUUACAGAUGAAAAUGAAGGAAAGGGGCAUUUGUUACAUGUGAGCUUACAGAGGAAGAGGUGCUAUUUCAACUGUCAAAAGUAAAGACAAACAAGUCAAUGGGACCUGAUGGAAUACACCCAAAGUUCAUAAAAAGAGCUUAAUGGUGUAUUUGCAAAACCAUUAACAUAUUUAUGUAACCAAUCAUUAACAAGAGUAGUCCCAGAAGUUUGGAAGUUAGCGAAUGUUGUGCUCUUUCACAAGAAAGGUAGUAGGGAGGAGUUGGGCAACUAUAGGCCUAUAAGCCUUCCUUCACUAGUGGGGAAAGUAAUGAAAACCAUGUUAAAGGAUAGGAUUGUUGAACAUCUAAAAUCACAUGGAUUUCAAGAUCAGAUACAUGGGUUUACUUCAGGGAGGUCAUGCCAAACUAAUCUUAUUGACUUUUUUGAUUGGGUAAUUAAAAUAAUAGAUCAGGGUGGUACAGUAGACAUUGCUUACCUAGAUUUCAGUAAGGCUUUUGACACUUGCACAUAGAAGGCUUAUAAAUAAACUGCAAUCUUUAAGUUUGGAUUCCAAUAUUGUUGGAUGGGUAAGGCAAUGGCUGAGUGACAGGUAACAGAUGGUUGGAGUCAAUGGAGUAUAUUUGAAGCAUAGUCUUGUCACCAGUGGGGUACCUUAGGGAUCUGUACUUGGACCCAUUCUCUUUAUGUUUAUUAGUGAUAUUGCAGGUCUUGUUGGUAAGGUAUGUCUUUUUGCUGAUGAUACUAAGAUAUGUAACAGGGUUGAUGUUCCAGGAGGGAGAAGCCAAAUGGCAAAUGAUUUAGGUAAACUAGAAAAAUGGUUUAAUGGUUGUUGAGAGUUGUGGCAACUAACAUUUAAUGUGGAUAAGUGCAAGAUAAUGCAUCUUGGACAUAAAAACCCAAGGGCAGAGUACACAAUAUUGGUUAGAGUCCUAACCUCAACAUCUGAGGAAAGGAAAUUAGGGGUAAUUAUUUUUUUUUUAUAUAUAUCAUUUUUAUUGAGGGUUCAACAUCAUAGUAUUACACAGUAGGAUCUAAUACAUUGGAGCCGUAAGAAACGGGUACAGUAACAGAUCUGAGUGGCAACUGAUUUCCAGUUACCUAAUUAUUCAAGCGAUGCUUCAGGGUGCCACAUAUACAACAGCUCCAUAGGCUGUUAUUCCGUAAUUGCUCUACUGGUUUCCUCAGAGUUGAGAGGUUUGCCAACGUGGCUAUAACCCUUGAUUUCUCAAGAAGAAAAAAAGGGGGGGGGGGAGGAUGGAAGUAGGUGGGAGAUGUCGGGAACUAGGGGGAAAAAAGAGGGGGGGGGGGUUUCGGGAUGCUCCCCUAUACAUGUGUAUUAGAGGGAGGUGUUCGUCGCCAUGCUGUCACGGUCAUCUACCAUUUGGACCAAAUGCCCUUAUACUUCAGUAGGGUACCACUAAUCGUGUGCGACAUUUCCUCAUACUGUUGGGUGAGAUUCACUUUGGUAAUUACCGACUGUAUGUCUGGUGCUAAGGUGGAUUUCCAUAGGGCAGCUAUUCGUUGCUUUGCAGCAAGCGUGAUGUGGGUGAUCAGUGAGGCCUCGUGGGCUGUUAUUUCGGGUGGCAUCAUAUGGAGCAGGUAAUGUUCAGGGGCAGGUGGUAGGUCUAUCCCUACUCUGAGUUUUAUCAGGUCUUGGAUUUGUUGCCAGUAUUGGCUGAGUGCAGGGCAGUACCAGAAUAUAUGGCUUAGGGUGCCUUCUUGUUGGUUACAGCGCCAGCACGUUGCCCGGGAGCCCGGGUAUAUUUCGGCCAGCCGUUGAGGCGUAUAGUACCAUCGAAGCCAUAACUUGUAGGCCGCUUCUACGUGGUCUAGGCAGUGUGUGGCUUUUUUUACUAAUGACAUGGCCCUCAUCCAUCUGUGCGGCUCAAAGGUACUGUUCAGCUCCCUUUCCCAUUGUAACAUGUAGGAUUGUUUUGUUGGCCUGUCUAAGUCUAAUAGGCGAUGGUAACAUAGGGACAAUGGCUUUUUGGGGGUUUUUUGGCCCAGGCACAUCGUGUCAAAACAGUUGUGGGGUUGUGUGAGCAUGGUUAGUUUUUUGACGUCUCCUAUUAUGUGUUUAAUACGAAUGUAUGUGAAGAUCUCCUUGUUAGGUAUGAGGUAUUUUUUCUGGAGGUCGGGGAAUGGUAGUAGACCAUCUAUUCCCAGGAGAUGUGAUAUUCUGGUCACUCCUUGUCCUAUCCAUCCCUGCAAGGGGAGGUCGUGAGUGUGGUGCUGGAGAGUAGUCAGCGGGGCAAGGGCUUCUAUGUUCCCACCGGUCAUUUUUGGGGCCCAUCUGAGCCACACCUGGAGUGAUCCCCUCGAUGUCGAGAGUAGCUUGGGAUAAUGGGGUUGGGCCUUUGUCGUGGUCCACAGUAGGUCGCCGAGGGAUAGAGGUGCGCUGAAUGCACUCUCUAGGUGGAACCACAUUGGGUAGUCUGAGGGAGCCAGAAGGCGUGCCAUCUGGGCCAGGUGUGUCGCUAGAUAGUAUUUGGUUAUGUGGGGCACACCCACCCCACCUCCUCCCAUGACCAUACUGAUGUUCGCCAGAGAUACCCUUGGUGGUUUCCGUUUCCAUAUGUGCGCAUUAAUGAGGCUUUGGAAUGCCCGGAGGGUGUACUUGGGGAGGGUAAUCGGUAGGGCUCUAAAAAGAAAUAGUAUUUGUGGGAGGAUGACCAUUUUGAUGGCAUUAAUUCGUCCUAGCCAUGAUGUGUUUUUGGUGCCCCAGCUAUCCAGCCGUCGUUCUAUGUCUCCCAUCAAUUUCCUAUGGUUAUGUCUUCUGAGUUUGGUUUUUGAGGGUGUCAGCUGUGUGCCUAAAUAAGAGAGGGUAUCCUUCCUCCAUUCGAAGGGGUGGAGUACUUUUAAGAGAUUCAAGUUGGGAUCAGGGCAGGUUCAUGGGUAGCACCUGUGUUUUUGCUAUGUUGUUUUUAUAGUAAGAUACACGGCCGUAGUCGUGCAAAAGGUGCAGUAGAGUGGGGAGUGAGUCUGAGGGCCUGGUGAGAAAAAGGAGGAUGUCAUCCGCAAACACUGCUAGUUUAUGUUGUCCCGUUGGUGAGGGGACCCCCGCGAUGUUAGUUUGCCUUGAUUUUGUGGAGUAGGGGUUCCAUUGCGAGAAUGAAUAUGAGGGGCGAGAGUGGGCAGCCCUGUCGUGUGCCGUUCGUCAGAUCAAAGCGUCUAGAGACGAAGCCAGAGCUCAUGACAGUCGCCCGGGGGGGAAGUGUACAGGGAUAAGAGUCCAGUCAGGAAUUGGGGCGGAAAAUUAAACUUGCGCAGGACCUCCGACAUAUAGCCCCAGUGGAGCCUGUCGAAGGCUUUCUCCGCAUCUAGGGCAACUAUAAGGCCUUGUAACCGGUCAGAGUCCAUGAGUUCCAUUAUGUCCAGGGCCUGUCUGGUGUUGUCCUCAACCUGGCGGCCCGGGACAAAGCCCGACUGCUCAGGUGAGACGAGUUGGCUUAGGAGGGGUCGGAUACGGUUUGCUAGGACCUUGGCGAAUAGUUUGGUGUCGGCAUUGAGGAGCGAGAUCGGGCGGUAGUUUGCACAUAGGUCUGUGGGUUUGCCUGGUUUGGGAAUUGUGACAAUUGUGGCUUCCAACAUCUCUGGGGGUAUGUUACCCGUGACUAGAAUGUGGUUAAAUAAUGCCGUGAGGUGGGGGAGUAGUUGGUCCUCAAACACCUUAUAAUAGUGUACGGAGUAGCCGUCCGGUCCUGGGGCUUUAUGUCUCGGGGUGUCUCGUAGUGCCCUGGUGAUCUCGGCUGGUAGGAUCGGGGUGGUCAGCGUUGCGGCCUGCGCGGUGGAGAGCUGGGGGAGAUGUAUACCCUCCAGGAAGGUGGCGAUGUUCUGAGGGGUGGGCUGGUGUUGGGUGGAAUCCCCGGAGAGAUUGUAUAAUUUUGCGUAAAAAGUAGCAAAUUCGUCUACAAUCGCUUUGGGGUUCAUGAUUUUGGUUCCAUGUUCAUCCUUGAUAUAGGGGAUUUUUACCUGGGAGAUUCUCGCCUUAAGCUGAGAGGCCAGCAGUUUACCAGCCCUAUUCCCCUGCCUAUAGUAAGUUGUUUUCAUCUUCCUAAUGGCUCUCUCUACCCGUUGCAUUUGUAGUGUUUCUAACGUGGAUCUAAUGUUUUGGACUUCGAGUCUAUGGGGUUCAGUGGGUGAGGCUUUGUGUCGUGAUUCGGCUAACUGUAAUUCCUUCAGUAGGGAGUCACUUUUUUCAGAUAGUUGGCGCUUCAGUUUUGCCCCCAUCUGUAUGAGUGCUCCACGGGUGACUGCCUUGUGGGCCAGCCAUGUCGUGGUGACGCUCGUGUGAUUGUAGUGAUUGACUUCGAAGUAAUGUGUUAGUGAUUUCUGGAUCUCAGAGGCCCUCUCAGGGUUGUCUAUGAGGGACUCGUUGAGCCUCCAUUGCCCCCGUCCUCGGACUGGGUGUAGUGUGGUAAAUGAUGAUGUGAGGGGGGCAUGGUCUGACCAGGUUAUCGGGGCAAUAGCGACCUCCGCUAGGGUAUCCAGGGUUUUAGUGUCGACCCAACACAUGUCGAUGCGGGAAUAUUGGUCAUGGACCUUGGAGUAAAAGGUGUAGUCCCUAGAGGCUGGGUAGAGUGCCCGCCAGGUGUCAUGCAGGUUAUGGAGAUGGAGGAGCGUCGUCAGUUUGUCCCCUAGGAGCUUGUCUCUUGGGUGGGAGCCCGGUGUCCCUGAUCUGUCUAGGUCAGGGUCUAACACACAGUUAAAGUCCCCGCAUAUCAUCGUCUGUCCCUUCUUUAGUUUGUCAACCUUUCUCAGUGCCUUUCGUAGGAAGUCGUACUGGUUGACGUUGGGGGGGGCAAAGGUUUGCUAUAGUCACCUGUGCGUCAUUGAGGAGGCCCACCAGGAUCAGGAGCCUACCGUCAGGGCUCUUGUAUUCCCUUUCACAUUGGAAGCUCCAGUCUGAGUGGAAUAGUGUGCUGACCCCUCUUGUCUUGUUAGGCGCUAGGGCGUGGUACGCUAGUGGAUAUGAGGAGGCCGAAAACUUUGGGGGGUUCGUGGCUGAAAAGUGGGUUUCUUGUAUGCAUGCGACCGAGGCCUUCAGGGCUUUCAGUUGAGAUAGGGCCAGUCUGCGUUUUUGUGGGGUAUUCAGGCCAUGGGCAUUCAGGGACACCAAGAGAAACUUGCUAGGGGGGCUCAUUGCAUUGGGGGUUGGGCGCCUCGUGGGCACAUCUGGGUGAUUGAGGUUGUCUCAUGGGUUUAACGCAGUAAGGCUUAGGGAGGUCCUGGGCAGAUACUUCGUCUCUUAGCCCAUGGUAGAAAGGGAGCAUCUCAAAGGUAGGGCCGGGGCAUGGGAAAUAACAGAGCUGAUAACGGUGGGAACAAAAAUAUACAACAUAAACCAUGUAUAUACAGAGCGAAUAGCUAAGAAGCAUUAUGGGGAGGACGCCUCCGCCGAGCGCGUACCCUCUAUUGUUCUGAGAGGGGGCUGCAGCGGCGAGUGGUGUCCCAAGAGAACUUCGGGGGGGGGGAGGGAGGGGGUUCUUCAGCGUUCGGUGAGGCCUAAACGCCUGUCACAGUCCAAUCACCCGGUAUGGCUGAGUAGCUGGAGUGGGGCAAACAUUCCCCGGGGCCCACAGGGGGGGGGGUCAGCGAAGGUUGCAGGUAGCAAGGGUGUGGGCCUAGGCCAGUUCAUGAGUCUCAUCAUAGCCUUCUAGGGCCUAGGAAGAUGUGAGGCGGGGGUGGAAGAAUCCUUCGCCCCCCUGGAGGUGUAAGUCCAGAUAAGUCUCUCCCUUGGGUAGCAUUCCCGGUUUCCGGGAGGGGGGCGGCCAGCCCGGGGUAUGGGGUGGCGGGAGGUGCUGGUGGUAAGGUGGCUGAGCGUGGUAGGGCCAGGGUACAGCUGUACUCACGUGCAGAUGUAAAACCUUGGUGUUGCCACAGUUCAUAGGACGGGUGUAGGCCUGAAGGGUGCCCCAGGGUUUGGAGAAUAAGCCGGCAGCGGCCCAUGUUAGGAGGAGCCGUGGUGGCGACAUUGCUCAGGCCUUUGUCCAGCUUGUGGCCACUUUCCGCAGUGGGGCCGGGGUCGUGGGAGCGUUGUCAGUGGGAAAUAAUCCCCAGGAUUUGAGGGUCUCCAUUCCUUGGGUCGGGUCUUCAACUUUGGUCAGUGAUCCAUUGCGCCAUAUCAGGAGUUUAGUGGGGAAACCCCAUCUGUAAGGCACUUUGUGGUUUCUGAGGCACUUUAGGGGUAAUUAUUUCUGAUGACUUAAAGGUAGGCAGACAAUGUAAUAGAGCAGCAGGAAAUGCUAGCAGAAUGCUUGGUUGUAUAUGGAGAGGUAUUAGCGGUAGAAAGAGGGAAGUGCUCAUGCCAUUGUACAGAACACUGGUGAGACCUCACUUGGAGUAUUGUACGCAGUACUGGAGACCGUAUCUUGAACGUAUUUAGAAAAUUGGGCAGACUAGAUGGGCCAAAUGGUUCUUAUCUGCCGUCACAUUCUAUGUUUCUAUUAAAUUUUAAUUCCGUGGUGAGUAGGACUCUUCCCAUAUUUUGCUAUGGUAUUAAGCACUCAAAGUAGCUAGUCAAAGAUCAGGCAAAAAAGUAGAGGAAAAAGAAAACCGUCCUAAAACAUGGCAACUAAAAACCUACUAAAACCCUAUUACAAAGAUUAUCCGUUAAAAUAUUUAAAGUGUAAUAAGUGAUGUGGGAUUACUAUAUUAAAAAAAAAACCAAAAAAAAAAUCCCUGAACAAUACAAAGCCAUGGGUUCACUCAAGUAUUUAGGAAAAGGUGUGCAAUUAUACACUGCGAGGUCGCAAGGACUUUCCUAUUUUGGAAGUCCUAAUGCGAUCGUCGCCCAUGUGCAUUAGGUCCUCCCCGGCUGCUGGCAGCACUGGAAUAGGGUAAUUGAUAAAGUGGCGAGGGGGGAGGCCAGCAUGAAGGGGGGGCGCACUACAGGGAGAUAUCGUGCUAGGAAAACAACUUUGUUUUUCUAGCACUGUAGUUUCCCUUUAAGUUUUUAAUUCACUUUGAAUUCUCACUUGAACUUAAAGGCACUAACAGGGUUAUUACUCUAAAGGUUACUACAGGGUUAAAACUCUCUUUGGGGGUGGGGGUUAUGUGAGAUGUAUAAUACAUGACUAAUAUAUGUGAUUUUCUGAAUUUGUUUUUCAGGAGAGUUAAUCUUGGCUUAUCGGGUGUGAACAUCUUAUGGAUAUUUGGUGAUCUUUGAUACUAGGCAUAACCAUUGUUUGAAGAUUUUACUUUAUUUUUCCACUUUUUGGAGGGUGUGGAUGGGGAUUUUAUUUUAGUUUUUUGGGGGGGGGGUUUUGUUUUUUUUCAUGACCGCUGUAUUUUUAUAGUAUCUAGAUUUAUUUAUAAUGGUUUUCAAGAGACUUAUUUUUCUUCUAGAUUUUUGUAUAGCUUUGGAGACAAACUUCUUAAACAAGAUACCUGACAAAUACGUAGAAAGACCUUGCAGUAGUGUGAUUUGUGGGAAAUCAGUUUGAAAAUAUCUGCACCAGCAAAAACUAUGGGUUACAUCUACAUGUGCAUCUACAUUCUCUAGCACCACUGAAACCAUUUACAAACUUUUUAAAAGUGCAGACUGAACAUUUUUAGACUUUUUUUGUUUUUUUCAGUGUGUUAAAUUAACUUUGCUAUUUGUAACUUUUUUUUAUUUCCCUUGCCAAAUUCUAUUUUUGAACUUUGGUUUGUAUCUUUCAUGUUUGACAGUACCAUACUAGGUCAAUGAUUACUGAUACAAUUCCAAAUAUAAAUAAAUUUUUUGGUUUUUUUGGGAACAAACGUAAUUUCUCCAUGCGAGUUCAGAUCAUUUAUUUACAGAUUUCCACCAAUGGCCAUAUCUAAAAUAUAUACAUCCUAUAUCUCUUUACUUUUUUUUUUUUUUUCUAGCACUAAAUAAUUGACACAGAAUUUGGUCUAUAAUACCAUUUGUUAAAUUACACACUUUUUUAUUUUUUCGUACCAAAAAAGGGUCUUGCUAGUAAACAUUUUUUUAAAAUUUAUUUAUUUAGCAUCAGACUUAUAAAUUAAAGGCCAACAUAGCAAAGUUGAAAAAAAAUUGCUCGCUCUGCAAAGUUGAAGAUCUACCACACCCCCAAAAUUCUUUAGACAAAAUUGAUAAUUGUGAUAAGUCACCUUUACUCGUGUAUAAACCUCCAUGUUUAAACUGGAUUUGGCAUUAUUUAUAGUGUUUAAUGUCUUUACCAAAAAAAAAGUUCUACAGAAUCAAGUAGUCAAUGAGCUGACUUUUCUUAUAAUUGUCUUUUAUUUUUGAAUAUGAAAAACAGAUGUAAAAAAUACUAUUAUCCCUAAUGCAGCAAACUGUGUAAUAUACCAGUGCUAAUGUUUUGAAUAAAUCUGUUUUUAUAACCUGCUAUUUGUAAUUCACAACUAAACAAAAAUAUAACAUUUUUAUACUAAAUAAUGUAAUUCUUUUAAGUUAUACAGCUGCAAGAAAAAGUAUGUG